Molecule: messenger RNA, 59314 nt
Organism: Pelobates cultripes (western spadefoot toad)
Lineage: Eukaryota; Metazoa; Chordata; Amphibia; Anura; Pelobatidae
Source: the annotation of a GenBank genome assembly
CAAAUCUUGACUUAGAUCUUUGACCAGCUAGUUAACAAUUGACAAUGUUGAAGUGCUCUUGGCUUUAGUGAUAAGAUCUUCAUGUUGUCUGUCAGAGGAAGAUCUAGAGCUUGUAAUGGAGCUUUUUUCAGAAUUAGAGGUAAGUUACUAUAUAAUUGUCCGAGAAUUAUUUUCAUGUAUACUAAACCUUCUUCCCUGUAGGAUCAGUUAAGGAUCAAAUCUGGAAAACCAAAUCAGAGGGACAAAUGUCCUAAACAGAAUAGGGAAUGCCUUGACUAAGAAAAUCUCUCAUUCUCUAUUAAAUUAGAUCUCUAUUCAUUAACUCUCUGAUUUUGCUCAUUUUCUUUGGGGGGUGAGGGGGGAGCGGAGAGAGGGGCAGGAGGUGUUUUUCUUUGGGGGGGCGGGGGGGAGCGUAGAGGGGCAGGAGGUGUUUUUCUCUCAAAGAUAAAUAAUCCAGCACUAAAAUUUUAAAGAAGGGAUAGCAGGGAGCUUAUAAAGGGACAUUAGUGAAUCAGCAUAACUCUGAAAUGUGCAUUAUUCACUAAAGAGUCAUCUACUCUUAAAGGACCACUAUAGGCACCCAGACCACUUCAGCUCAAUGAGGUGGUCUGGUUGCCAGUUACCCCUAGUUUUAACCCUGCAGUGAAAACAUAGCAGUUUCAGAGAAACUGCUAUGUUUACAUUGCAGGGUUAAUCCAACCUCUAGUGGCUGUUUCCCUGACAGCCACUAGAGGCCACUUCCGAGAUUCUCAUUCUCAUCGCAUUGAGCUCACGUUGGACAUCCAUAGGAAAGCAUUGAGUAAUGGAUGGUUUGAAUGCGUGUGCAGCCCUGGCCGCGCAUGCGCUUUCGGCUCCACUCGGGAGCUGACGUCGGCAGGGGGAGGAGAGGUCACCGGCGCUGGAUUAAGGUAAGUGGCUAAAGGGGUUUUAACCCCUUCAGCCCAGCGGGUGAGGUCUCCGAGGGAGGCGGGACCUAAUAACCCUAUAGUGCCAGGAAAACGGGUUUGUUUUCCUGGCACCAUAGGAUCGCUUUAACCAUUUCCAUUAUGAAUAUGUUGUAGGUGAGAUCUCAGUUACUGGAUCUUGGAAACUGUUUUGGUUUUGGUGAAUGGGGUACUCCAGGCACUAGCAAAUGUUUGUUGCAAUAGGUAGCUUACAUUAACCCCUUCGCGACCGUGGACGGUUCAGGUCAGUCAUCGGCAUUUUACCGUUGACGAACGCUGACGGUCCUGAACCGUCACAACGGCAAUAUGUACUUACCCGAUCGCCGUCGUUCCCCCGGCGGCGAUCGGUGGUGCUCCCGUUGUGGGGAGACUGACUUUAUUAAUGGUAAUAAAUAGUAAGUAAGCAGAGUUAGCCUAUGCCCGUACUGCAAAAGACCUCCAUGUGUGGUGUUGACUGGAAAUCGGCACAGUGUACUCUAGAUCGCCCUCUGUUCCCAGCCUGCAAUUUUUGUGUUGUUUUUUUCUUGAGUGGGAGAGGGUAGAUUAAAGUUACCAAUGCCGGUGUUAAAAAAUAAAAUAAAAUAUAUAUAUAUAUAUAUAUAUAUAUAUAUAGAUAUUAAUAUCCCUCUUUUCCUCCCAUGAAAUGUUAUUUAUAGUGGAAUGUACAUAUAUUCAUAUUGUUCUCUUCUUUUGGGAAGGUUGAUGGUAUGGUGUGCUUGCAGCGAUUGCGAUUACUAGCUCCAGCAGCAGUCAGGGGGUUAAUACGAUACAACAAGAUCAAUGUGACAAACACAUCAGGGAUGUCUUCAGGUAGGUCAGUUUGCUAGAGUUUAUAUUUGUAGUGUUACUUUACACUCAGAACUGCUAUGUAUUUAUACCUCACCUGCUACUGUGUUCAUGCCUGUAUUUGUUGUAUAAGACGUCAAAUAAAGCAACAGUUCUAUUUUGUUUGAUGUUAGGUUUUGCUUUAUUCUUAGUAGUUUUUUGCUUGUUUAGUUUUUUGUUAUGUGUGCUGAAUUUAGAUUUACUGUGGUUGUUCAUUAAAUCAUGGCAAAUUUUUAACCGUAACUGACCUGGAAAAACAGCUGAGUCGGACCAUAUUUAUUUUUUAUUAAUCUACCAAACCUCCAAAGCAAUCCAUUCAAUUACAGUCCUAAUCGCUGUGUUGGAGAUUUUGUUUUCUACUUCUGUUUGUUUUGAUCAACAUUUGCUAUUCACUUGUUAGUUUUCCAUAAUUCCCAGUUUAGUGAUUCAGCCCUAAAAUUUAAAACCUAGAGUAAAUCAGAGUAUACAAAACACCUUCUUCUGUCAGAGAGAUAGACCAGUUUUUGAAGCAACCCUCCAAGCACCAUAACCACUACAGAUCACUUGCUAUGGUGCUGGGACUGCUCAGGUAGUCUCCCAGAGUAAUUAGUCAAAUGCAUUUGUUUUUUGUUUAUUUUUUAUUUUUAUUGAAACAAUGGUAAAAGCAGUGCCUCAAACAAAUAAGAUAAAUCUUUCAAUGGUGACCUAGUUUUGCCAGGGCCCUCUUCACCUACUGUUGCCAUAUGUCUUGUUAGAAUUAAAUGUUUGUCUUGUUAACCUAUUGUACAGUAUUGCCUGAUAUGUUGGCACUAUAUAAAUAAUUGUAAUUUUAAUGUUUGCUCAAUUUGACAUUUAGUCAUACAGUGUGAUCGCCAAUGGAAUAGGAGAAUGUAGAAUUCAAGCGUACAAAAUGAACACAAAGUUAAAGGGACACUAUAGUCACCUGAACAACUUUAGCUUAAUGAAGCAGUUUUGGUGUAUAGAACAUGCCCCUGCAGCCUCACUGCUCAAUCCUCUGCCAUUUAGGAGUUAUAUCCCUUUGUUUAUGAACCCUAGUCACACCUCCCUGCAUGUGACUUGCACAGCCUUCCAUAAACACUUCCUGUAAAGAGAGCCCUAUUUAGGCUUUCUUUAUUGCAAGUUCUGUUUAAUUAAGAUUUUCUUAUCCCCUGCUAUGUUAAUAGCUUGCUAGACCCUGCAAGAGCCUCCUGUAUGUGAUUAAAGUUCAAUUUAGAGAUUGAGAUACAAUUAUUUAAGGUAAAUUACAUCUGUUUGAAAGUGAAACCAGUUUUUUUUUUUCAUGCAGGCUCUGUCAAUCAUAGCCAGGGGAGGUGUGGCUAGGGCUGCAUAAACAGAAACAAAGUGAUUUGACUCCUAAAUGACAGUGAAUUGAGCAGUGAAAUUGCAGGGGAAUGAUUUAUACACCUAAACUGCUUUAUUUAGCUAAAGUAAUUUAGGUGACUAUAGUGUUCCUUUAAUGGUAACAUACAGUCGUACACUGGACAAUAGGGAGCUAUGUUUAACUUAAGAAGGUAAGGUUAGAAACAACAUGUGUGUCUAGUCAAAGUUCCAGUCUGAUAAGGAAUUGUGUCUAAAGACCUGAUACUGUUCACUUUAUACAUCCAUUCUGCGAUAGAAGGCCCUUCAGAACAAUGACGAAACGUAGGAAUUAAUGCCUGAGCCGCAUUUAAUGAAUUUAAUUCUAUAGAAAGGGGUAUAUUUAUGCAGAUGUUCUGGGUAAAAAAAUGGAAGAAAAAGCAAUUACGUUCCUAGGGGAGAGGUUUUGGAUACUUUAAUUAUGGCAACUGGGAUUUAUUUCCAAAAUGGUUGAAUAAUGGGACAGUCCGACCAGAUCUAAAAGCAUGUACCCUGCCCUCUCUGAUACUUCAAGCAUGUGUCUGGUAUUGAGGGGUGCAUGUGACAAUUGAAGGAUGGUAUCUUAUACAACAGGGUUAUCAACUUAUAAUUCAUUUCCACCCAACUAAUGCUCAUAAAACUGAUAUGGGUGCAGUAGAAUCCUUUUCUGUUACUUCAUGGAAAAUGUCAGUAGACCAGGCUUUAGUAAGUGGUGGCAGUUGAGGGUAGAAUGCUUUCUGCAAUGGCGAGUUGUUUAAUGCAAGUAUAUGCUUUCAAAGUAAUGGAUGACAUGGCCACUGUAUGUGGGAUGUGGAUGAAAGGUGAAAAGAUGUAAUUGAUGGUAACAGAACCUGUCCAUAAAGGUUAGAAUAAGAUCAUUGCAAAGCUCCAUUAAUGUUUUAGCUUUGCAGCUGAGUAUACAUCCUAUAGGGCUACACAGAGAGAGGCCAACAAAGGCCAGAGUAACCUGGACGAAACAUUGGGAUAUGAGAGACAGGUAGUAGUGAUGUGGUUUGGCUAGUAAGGUGGAAUUUUGAUGGUAUGUUGUCUCCAUAAUUAAAGUAUAGGGGUGAUCAUAGGACGAGGAUGUUUAAAGCACCAUAUUGCAAUGGGGAUCAUGCUGAUUUAUAACAGUUUGACAACUUUCUUGGGUACCACUCUGUACUUGCAGCCAAAGCCUUCUAUCUGGAAUUUACUUGCAACAGAUUCCAGAUAUCUCCCUUAGCUAAGUAGGACCAUGUAUAGAUGCUAUAAUUGGCUAAGAGCGUCAAUUGUGCAUUCUCAUCCAAUAGCCAAGCAGGACCGUGUAUUACUGCUAUCAUUGGCUAAGAGCGUCAAUUGUGCAUUCUUUGCCAAUGUCCCUCUAUUGGGCUGUGCUUAGCUAUGGGGAGACAUCUGGCGUCUCCUGAAGGAGAAGAUCAAAUGUGGCAUGUGGGCCCGCGUGACCCAGUUAACAAUUUGAUAAAUGACUCUUGCCGGGUACCACUACUGCUGUAGUAGUUAUGGUUAUUGGAGUAUUCUUUUAAAUCAGUAGCUGGUGACUGUUUUAGUGCUGCAGUAGCCUUUAGGAGACAGGAUCAAGCAUUUUUAGGAACUAGUGUGAUGUUUCAGGAACUACUAAUUAAGUUUUUCAUGCAUUAUUAUAAAUUCUGAACCUAGAGUCACCUUGGAACGCUAAUGGCUCAUGCUGGUGUGUCCACCUUCGCUCAUGCAUAUUCAUUGACAACUAUAAUCAAACAAGGAAACCACAUUCAUUAUAAAGGUUUUUCUUAACAUGGUGUAAAUUCCUUUUGUGACAUUCUCUGAAAACCAGUUUAGUGCAUUCACUGUUACAGCUCAGGCACUUUUUCUAAAAGAAAGACAAUAAUUAACUUUAGUUUAAUGAAGAGCUAUUGGGCAUUUCAGUUAAUUGGCUUAUAUGUGACCAGCAUUAAAACAGAUUUGUCUCUUUUCAUGUUUCAGGUUAUAACCAAGCCAAUGUGGUUAUCCUGCACAAGUCCCUAGCAGAUGACUUUGAGAAGUUUUGCCAGGCUAACAAUGGCCCUCUCCCCUUAUUAUACAGGAGUGCUACAGGAGAGCGGAAAUGCCCUCCAUUGAGUAAAGAUUCAGAUAUUCAGUGAGUACAUUGCGACAUGCAUACCAAAAGUGAGGAAAGGUUUAUUAAGAUCGUAAUAGAUUGCUAUUGGAUAUGUAUGAGCAGAUUAAAUGUAAGGUUGGCAAACAGGGACUUUUAUUUAACUGGCUGUACAGACACAUUAGUCUAGCUACUGGUUAUUCCUUAUUAUGUACAAUGCAAGGAAUACGUGUUUCUAAAACAUUAUUGAGUUAUGCAUAAAUUAUGGUGCAAUCUGUAAUCUCAAUUAUGAUCUAUUUGGUUACAAGGAACACUCCAAGCACCAUAACUACUACAGCUUGAUGUUGUGGUUAUGGUGCCAAGGGUGCCUUAGUGCCCACCAUUGUAAGAAUUCAAACCAGUUUUGAACAGUUUGACUUCUUACCUGGGUUCCGACAGGCACUGCUACGUGUCUCUACUACGAAUAUUGGAUUACUAGAAAUUCGUAAAGAUAAGCCCUGCAUUUUCUCCACACGCGAAUCCUCACUUGACAAAGUUUAUGAGAUGAAUAAAUAAGCUGUUGUGUUGAUCUUUAUAUAAAAUACUUUAAAACUAUUUAUAGUUUCUCAGUGAGCGAUCUUUUGUGUGUAUUGUUAGAUUUAGUGUUGAUUGAGUUAUUUCACUUGCUUUUACGUCAAUAUUGAUUAGAGUUUAUACAAAUAUUUUUUUUGCACCAUGUUUUACUUGUUUUUUUGGUAUAUAAUUAUAGAACAGACUGCCUAAUGUACAGGAGAUAUGAAAAUGGAGUCUACUCUGGAAGUUUGAGUAACCUUGAAAGUUAUGCUGAGCAGCUGAAGAACAUGGUGACCUUUUACCUGGGCUGUAGCUUCUCUUUUGAGAGUGCAGUGGAGAAUCUUGGAGUCCCUGUAAGGAAUGUUGAGCAAGGGUGCAAUGUUAGCAUGUAUACGGUAGGUGACAGUCGUGUCCUGCAUAUGAUUUAAGACUAAUUGGCAUCAGUACAACGUGUGUAGCAUAGUCCACAUUAUCUAGCGUUCUGACAUACAACAGUUAGAGACUGCAGUGUCUAUACGUUUUAGUUAUAGCCAACUGAAUCAUGGGAAAUGGACCAUUUGAUUCUGUACUAAUCUUGUUUUGGGAUGAAUGUCAACUCUGCUAAAGAGAAUGUAACUGAGAAUAAAGGCAGACACUGAACUUUCCUUAUAGAGACUUAAAUACAAGUAAGAUUUUACUAUAUUUAGGAAGGCAAGGGGGGUACGGGGGCUAGAUGAGGUUUUAACUCUAUAGGGUCAGGAAUAUAUGUUUGUAUUCCUGACCCUUUAGUGUUCCUUUAAAAACAAAUUUCUGGUCACUUAUUUCGCAUUGGAAGUAUUGUAGAAACUGCAAUGUUUCCAUUGCAGGGUGAGACACACUUCUAGUGGCAUUCUUCCUGACAGUCGCUAGAGGAGCUUUCCCUGUGAGAAAAGGCUCUGUUCUCAACCAAAUGCUCUCCUAGAGAACAUUUGGUUGGAGCAACAAGUUACUGAGCAUAUGCACUAGCAUUCCUGUACUUCCCUAUGGGAAAGUAUUAAAUUGGCUGAUAUCAUCAAUCUUGAUUAUUUAUCCCACUCUCUCUAGAAUGUGCUCUUGUUUGAGCAGGGCCUUUAACACCCUCUGUUCCUUUGCGUCCAACUCGUCUUGUUGCAAAUACUUGUCUGUUUGUCCACCCAUUGUAUAGCAUUGUGGAAUUUGUUGGCGCUUUAUAAAUUCUUUAUAAUUAUAUCAUUAUAAUUAUUUAUUCUGAUAAAUAAGACCAUUAAUAGUUUUAUCAUGUGAAAAAUAAUUUUGAUUAAGUUAAAUUUUAAAACAGAAUGUAUAUCGUAUAUCUGCAUAUUUUCUGUAGACCUCUGUUCCCUGUUCACCAGUUGGAAAUUUUUCUUGCAACUUGGUGGUGACCAUGAGGCCGAUUCCUUUGGAUAAGCUAGAGUCUGCAGUGAGAGCAACACAACCCAUGAAAAACUAUCACGGAGCCCCAGUUCACAUAGGAUGCCCAGGUCUGUCAGCCCUUAAUAGACAUGUGUAAUGUUCAUAUGUAAUACUCUGUACCCUAUUGACUUGACUGAUAUUAAAGAGACACACUAAGCACUAAAACAAAACAGUAAAGUAGUUUUGGUGUGUUGAUUGUUACUCUGUAGUCUCACUGUAAAUCACGUUGUUUAUGCAGCCGUAGCCACGCCUACCCUGGCUGUAACACAGACAGCUUCCCUACACACUUCCUGAAAAAGACGACUAAAUAUUCUAGCAUCCCUUAUUAAAUAGAUUUUUUUACCUCUUCCUCUGUUAUUUGCAUGCUAGAGCCUACUGCACCCUCUUGUGUGGAUGAGUUAAUGUCAAUUUAACAGAGCAGUUUACAAUAGUGAUAGAACUCCUACAAGGCAUGGCAUUGAGCACUGAUAAUGCAGGGGCAUGAUCUAUACACCAAAACAGCUUCAUUAAGCUAAACUUUUUUAUUAGUGUCCAUUAAAGACACCACGCUAAUCUGAUCAUUGAAAGCACAACUUGCACAGCUUUCUUAUAAUAGACAGAUUAGUAAGCAAAAAGGAAUCAUUACAUUAUUGUCUCUUAUUUCACCAUUUGUUAGUGUGUUCUAGAACAACCAUUAGAAGGCUAUGGAUUGUAAGUCUAUAUAGUUGCAACAAGUUCUUUAGCUUUGUAAAUACUAGUACCGGUAUAUUGGUUUUUUUUAUGUUACUAUCAUACUUUCAGAUACACAUAACACAUUAUCUAACUUUUUUCUUUUAUAUUAGAGUUCCUCGGUAUAAAUGAUCUUCAGAAAACAGAUUAUGGAGACCCAGUGAAAUUUCAUGCAGGGGAUAUUCCAGUGUUUUGGGCAUGUGGAGUAACUGGCGCAGAAGCCGUUAGUAGCUGUAGUAAGUAUUAUCUUUUGUCACACACACUGUAUGUUGAACAGAUCUUAAUUUAUGCACAGGCAAUGUUAAUUACUGGCAUAUGCCCGAUGAUGCAAAUUCUAAGCCAAAAUAGCUGAAAUGGAACAAUUCUCCAACUAUUUUACCAGCUUGGUUCUUUUGACAUAUUUUUAAAUUGGCAGUUUAUUAAAUAUCCCUGAGAUAACUGGCUUUGGAGUGAUGGCUGCACUGAGUAAUUUAUGAUUUAUUAUAUCGUGUUACAAUAAAGCUAGUUUAUGGACUCUACCUGAUAAUAUUACAAUACAAGAUGAAAACCAAAUGAUUACAACAACUUCUAUGUAGACCAAAGCAUAUUGCUGACAAGAUAUAUACUUUCACUGAUUCCAGGCAAGUACCGCUCCUUAUCUGGUCAGAUAUCUUGUUAGUAAUGAAUUAAGGUUUAUUUUGUGCAAUGCAUGUAUUGCAGUGUAUAUAGUUUAUCACAUUGUAGUAGCAUAAACUGAUUAACUUUAUUACAAACAAAUUAUUCAAGCCCGAUAAAAUGUGUCCUAAUGUAUGUCCAUUAAGCAGAGAGGAACUAACAACAGUGUUGAAAAAAUGUGGCUUUGGGGCCUAUUUAUUCUUUGUAAAAGGAUUUUCCACAGACCAACACAAGUUGUUUUUUUUUAUAUUUGCAGUACAUGCCCCUGUCUGCAAGUCCGCAAUAAUCUUUCCCAUUGUCUGCAUAGAAAUGUUAGAUUACCUUUAUGUUGGGCCUUGGUGGCCUAUUUGUAAAUUAUUCUUCAUUAGUUGUGUUUUUUUUUUUAAAUAUACUAUACCGCUUUUAUACCAUAUUAAAGCGGCACUGUCAUGGCCGCAUCCGUUUUUUUGUUUGUUUUUUUUAACCCCCUAGUCACCCCCAAAUGCCCCUAAAAUACUACAUUUUUUUUUUUUUUUUAUCUUUGAAAGAAUUACCCAAGGAUAGGAGAAACCUAGCCAAGGGGUUACAGAGGUAAGAAUACACCUUAAAAUUGAUCAAUGAAGAUAGCUAAUGAGGAUCGUUAGCUUCAAACUAGGAAAGCCAACCAGCCUUACCGAGAUUACCUCUUAAAUAAAAACCAAUGUAAGAUAAUAAACUUUAUUAAGAAAAAGAUAUAUAUACAUAAAUAACUAAAGUAACAUGUAAACUUGCAAAAUCAGUGAUCAAAGUGAAAGUUAAGACUGCUAGAAUUGUACCAUAGAUAUAAGCCCUACCACUGGAAACUCCACAGGCUACAGAAGUAGCAACUUAGUAAUUAAGAUCAAUGUGUUACAAAAGUAACAAGCUGCUUGUUAUUAUCCUGUAUAGAUAAUACACAGAAUUAACUGUGUGUUUCACAGGAAAAAAUGGAGGGAGUUAGGUAAAGGGUACUCUUGAGUUAAACCUGAGAUCGUGGUGUGUGAAAAUAACAGAUCAGUUAGACUAAACAGGAUGUAAUAAUAAGUGUGUACAUAUGCUGUAAUGUUCAGAAGUCUAUAUAACCGGAUCGUUAGUAAUACAGGGGGGGAAAUGGAGAUGUGAAAAAAAAGGUUCAGUCUUUACCAGUUGAUGCGCAGAGGUAUAGAUAAUCUCCUUCUAUUAAUACAGAGACCUUAUCCCUACAUAGAAUGUCCUCUAGGACAGUAUAUAUUCAAUGAUAAAGUAAGUUAGGAGGAUAGGAUGUACUAACAGUAAAGGCUCAAUAAUAUAAUACCAAUACUCACUGAAUCAAUCCCUUGCUAUUAGAAUGGGGUACCCCUACAUAGAGAACACUUUAGUGUGGGGACCCUAAAUGAUAAUAGAGGGGACCUAGUGCCGAUAAGCGGCUGGUGGGGGCCCUAAAAGACAAUGGGGCAGGGGGACCUAUUGUCCUCCCCCCGGCCCCCACCUCUGUUGCUGCUGGCUCUGUCCACACUCUGCCCCCUUGGCUGAGAUCAUUAAGCUUGAUGAUCUCAGCCAAUCCAAUGUUUCCCAUAGCUAAGCAUGAAGAGUCUACCGCACAUGUGCGGCAAAAUGCAGCGCUGCGCCAAUCAGCAUCUCCUCAUAUAGAUGCAUUAAAUCAGUGCAUUUCUAUGAGGAACGUUAAAUGCCUCCAUGCAGAAUGUGUAGACGCUGAACAGCAGUGUUGCACAUUUUGCAACACCAGGAAUCACCUCUAGUAGCCGUCUGAGUGACUGCCAAUAAAGGUGUUACUAAGCAUGUUAACACUUCCCUUUCUCUGAAAAGGUGGUGUUUACAUUAAAAGGCCUGUAGGGACCUGUUAUACCAUAAGAACUACAUUAAGCUGUUGUUGUUCUGGAGACUAUAGUGUCCCUUUAAUUUCCCUGAUUAUCUAGGAUAAAAUUAGAUACAAAUUCAAGUUAAGCUCUAACCCUUCACCUCGAACACCAAUUCUUAGAAACAGAGAUUUUCCACCUGGGCUGCAGCCACAGGUGUUUGGGAACCUAGAGGAGCCAGGGGCUCUGUAAUAUCUACAUUUGUGGGACAAACCUUCCAUAGUCCGCUUUGCUACUUAAAAGAGAGACACCCUCUAAAAAGUCAUAAUUUCUUCUACAUUGUACAAACUCACAACUUUGCACACCAAUCAACAAUCAUGUGAAUCCUUUACACUCUCUGAGGACCUUUGCAUGCAAGUAAUUUAUAGUAAGGGCUUUAUAUCAGUAAUUUAGAAGCACAUAUGCACAAACUCAUCAGUCUGGGGACAUAUGAGAUACUUAUCCGAUUGGGAGGAGGCGUUGGGUAGAGAAAUUGACAGCGACAAUUGGAAAGAGAUGUGGGAGGUGGCCGCCAAAGUGUUGAUUUGUGUAACGUGUCAAGAACAAAUGUACAAAAUAUUAUUUAGAUGGAAUACCACUCCUCUUCAGUUACACAGAAUGGAAGGGAUUGCUCAGAUGAGUGCUGGAGAUCGUGUGGUCAAAGAGGCUCCUACUUUCAUAUGUAGUGGUCCUGCAUUGUAAUAGUGACCUUCUGGAAAAAGGUGAGGGGACACUUGAUGGAGGUUUUCCUCAGGCCAUUUGUAAUUUCUCCUCUCCCAAGCUAUGGAAGGCUUUCCAAGAAAAUCACAGAUAUCAUUCAAUAAAAGCACCUUGGAGGGCCAUCAAAGCGAAUUGGUUAAAGGUUUUCACCCCACCUAUGAUAGCGGUUUUAUUGACCAUGUUACCUCCACAGUAUAUAAUUCUCUAGGUACGUUUUAUAAGAUAUGGGAACCCUGGCAUGACUACAAAUCUAUAGUGUGACAAUAACGGGUAAGAUCAGACAAGUGUUUCUACCCUACCACUGGCCUCAUUUUUUUAUUGUCUUGGGUUAAAAUAAAAGCAUUAUUCAGGUCUACCCACAUUGUCAUAUCCAAAACUGUACAUGAAAUAUGCUUUGGUUAUUACAGGAUAUUUAGUAAUUGUAUACCAUCCUCGUCAAACCAUGUACUUGACUAUUGUGUUGACUCUUGUGUUGGCAGCAGUCAAAUCAAGCAGCUUAUAUUUUAGAAAUAUGCUGCAACAGUUUUCUCCUGUUUCUUAAAUAAAGAAUUUUUAAAAAGUGACCCUUUUCGUUUGGAAUGGGGAUCCUCAGAAUUGUAACACUUGUUGAUAAAAGCUUUUCAGUUAUUUUGUAAAGUUAUUUUCAAUAAAAACACACCAAAGUGACAAAGAUCCUUGAUUUCAAACCUGACUAGUCUUUGAAAUAUAACAAUUCCACUAUCUUGGUUAACUAUAAAAGUUUAAAUGUUAGUUUUGUUUAUAUAGUGUGUUGAAAUUAGAUAAAAUGUCGGGGGCGCAUUUGUAUGAGUUAACAUUCUGAAUAUUAAAUAACAUAUUUAAACGUAUGUUUUGAUAUAGCGUGUGGUGUUUUUUUUGUUUGUUUUUAAUCAGACUCUCCGCUCGCUUUCACUCAUUCUCCUGGCUGUAUGUUCAUUACGGAUAUUAAAAACAAGGACAUAACUAACACUGAAUCCAUGGAUAUCCCGGACAUUGUGCAAAUUUCAUCUGAUCCUCUGCAUUACAGUCUCUUAUCACAAAGGACAGCAGAAAAAAUUCGGUCCCUAGAAAGCAUCAUUGGCAUAGAUCCAGGUGAUAAAAGAAUAUUUAAAAUAAUCUGUAAAUCAAAGUAAUAUGCACAGUUGUGAUUUAUGUUUUUGGAUUGAUACACAAUAGUGGUAUAUAGAUACAUUCAGAAUGACUUUCACCCAAGUGGAAUUCAUUCACUCUCACAAUGACAAGGUGGGAUUUUUUUAACUCUCAGAUCAAUAGGCAUAGGUUAAAGUCAUUUUCACUUAGACUUACAAAUGCAUUUUUAUGAUACUUCCUCUCAGACUGAUUAUGCAUCAUGGGAUAUAUACUCUCAAAAUCAUGCAAAUCAGAUGCUUGACACGUACAGUUGUGAUUUUUCAUUUUUCGACUGACAUUCACAUUUUAGAUUGUAAGCUUAUUUUUACAGGGCCUUCUUUACCUACUGUUCCAGUAUGUCAAUAAUGUUUUGUUAGAAUUUAGUGUUUGUUUUGUUUACCUAUUGUACAGCGCUGAGGAAUAUGUUGGUGCUAUAUAAAUAAUUGUAAUUCUACGCUGAUGUUGUUCUUUUUCAGACUGACACACAAACACUUGUGAUUUAGUCACUUUAGACUGUAUUCAUGUUUUAUUUGUGACGCAUCUCCUUAUAUGUCUCCUGAGGGACAUAUUUAAUCAUUGGCAGAGUAGUAAAUCUUGCACUAGGGAUGCCUUUGAAAAUGUUACAAUUUUCCUUUCUUGUUUUUUAGGUGACAGGGGGAUAAAACAUCUUAUUCUUAAGGAUGAACUUCUGAGAUCAAGUCUGUCUUUGUCUCACGCCAAAUCCGUGCUUAUAACCACUGGGUUUCCAACCCACUUUAAACAUAAUCCUCCAGAAGAAACUGAUGGCCCCCCUGGUGCCAUUGCAAUGGCGGCUAUGUUACAAGCUCUGGGAAAAACGGUUGCCAUUGUAACAGACCAGCGAGCCCUUGAUCUGAACAAGAACCUUAUUGACCUCGCUGUAAAGCAAGGUAAAUACAUUGAAUUAUUAUUAUUUUCAGUUGGUAGCCUGGCGUUGUCAUGCCUUAGAUUAGUGGUAGCUUGUCUUGACAUUCAAGCUGCUUGUGACUGCAUUGAUCAUAAUUGAUGGUGUUCUUAUGUGACAUUCUGCCAACUAAAGGUUGCUAGUUUUAUAAUGUACACUGUAUAGAUCAUGCUUGUCUGCAGGAUUAAAGUUAUAAAUUAUGUAGCAAACCGGCAACUGGAAUAUAUAUAUCGUCCAUAGAGGUUUCAUUAGAAAGUCACUAAGAAUGUUAAAAUGCUCUUCAUAAACUCAUAAUGUUAUUUGUGAUUUAUAACCACCAUGUUAUCCCCUAUCUAGGUACUUAAAACACAUCUGCUUCAACAUGAGACAAGAGAAUAAUAAUUUCCUUCAGUGUUUUUGGCACGUCACAGGCACAGACUAGACUCACUCAGUACAUUUAGGUCUAGCACAUGAAUCCUUAGCUGUAUGGGGAGUAAGAUGCAUCCGUACACCUCCUUGUGGAGUAAAGUGAAAUUACAUAUAAAUACAACUAUAGAAGCCAAAUACAGGUACAGCAAUACAGCAAUACAAAAAAAAAAAAAAAAUUGGGUAAUUAUUGCACUCACAAAAAUAUGUUUGUGUCAGGCACGUAGUUAGGCUUUAACGUAUACAUCCUUCUUAUGUCCUCUUCCCACUUGUUCAAUGCAUAGAGGGAAAGCAAAAAGACAAAUACAUAGUGCAGCAAUUCCAACCAAUUAAAUUACUUUAUUAAAGUUGCACUCACAGGAUAUAAACUAAAAUAUGGCACGUCAACAAGCUCCUGUUGUCUGGAUCAGGAUGGCUACAUCAGUCCACAGGAACAGUCGUGCAGAAACAAACUCAGGAUAAAAGUUAAACAGGAAAUAUAUAAUACAAACACUAUGGGAGUCCUAAAAGCCCUAUGCGUUUCGUCCUCAAGGAAAUCCGAAGGGUGUAUAGAGAUGAUCUUCACUCUCUAUUUAAAGCCUCUUUUCACGCCAUCCCAAAAUCCAAUCAGCCAGUCGGGUCCGGCGACUUCGUGCAGGCCCAUCUAAAUCCAAUGAAUGCAUCUCAAGCCUCGAUGUAAGUCAAUUUGGUGACGUAUUUCUGGCAACGGCGGAAACACCAAAUGCGUUCCAAAUGGUCCGAUGACAUGCUUACGGGAUCAUGGGGAACAUGAAUUGCGUUCCAGUAGAUGAUACCUAAAAGUCCAUUGGUAUGAGUGCAAUAUUUAUUACACAGUAUUACACUAUUUGUGUUUUUGUUUUUUUUAUAUUUUUUUUUGUAGAUUGUAAAGCUCUAUAUAUAAAUUACAGAGAAGGUCAGUGAGAGAAUUGCUCAAAGUAUAUUAUUCUUUGUAAAAAUAAAAUCAAUGUAAUUAGCAGCACAGCACAAAAAGAAUAUCAGAGAGAUAAUGAAUGGCAUGUGGAAACAAAGAAACAUAUAGAUAAAGGCAUUCAGAUAGACUUAUUCACAUAUGAUCAAAAGUAAUGGAUAAGCACAGUGUUAACCUAUAGUGCGCCUGUGUUUUUUGUUUUGUUUUGUUUUUCCCCCCAUAUUGCUCUAACUCUGAUUUCUCUCUCCAGCUAUCAUUAUGGAAAUAUUUAAGUUGUACAAAAAUGGACAGUGCUAUAGUGCACAUGCAGUGCUACAAGUGUAUUAUCGAAGGGCACAGAGUAUGUACAGAUGUUUUGGGUUGCCCCUAUUAAUACAAAAUGUCUUUAAACAAGAAACACAAUGUCACACACACACACAUAUAUAUACAGUAACUAAAGUUAAUCCAUAUGUCUCUGCACUACCCCAAUAGAGUAAUACAUCAACGCCAUUGCUCCAGCUGUCAGGCGGGGUGACGCCAGACAUAAUGUACGUGGCAUUCUCCAUCGUUGCGAGGCGUUGUUAUGGUACUAAUAAACAAAGCUCUAGUCUCUCAUAUCGCAAGUAAUAUACACUAAAUGCUGUUGCUGAUUACAGCUUCCAGGAAUAAAAUAUUAAUAGCUACACCAUUCAUAACUAAUACAGAGUAAACAAAAUAGAGCAUUUUUAUAAUGUAACACCAGGUUACCAAGAGGGCUUAGAUACAGCACAUGGACAGCAAAUAAAAUGAGUUUUAUGGCUAACAAUCUAAUAAAUUAGUUGUAGCACUGUAUUUCCACUAUUGCUGCCCUCAUUUUUGUCUAGCUUGUUCUCACUACCCCUGCCUUAAGCAACAGAGGGGGAGUUGUAAGCUACACUAAGUGAACUUUUUUUUUCUUUUGUAUUUUGUAUUACUGCAGAACUGGACACCAUUGUCAGUGAUUUGAUUUAUACGUAAUUCUUCAACUCAUAUUCAGUUUUCCUUCUCUAAGCCUGAACUGGUUUUGUUGUAAUUACAUGAUCGUAACGAUGUCCUCUAGACCAGUGUUCUCCAACCCAGUCCUCAUGGACCACCAACAGUCCAGGUUUUGUCAGUAUCUCCAUUGGAAUAACACAGGGAAAUAGGGAAAUACAUAAAUCCUGGACUGUUGGUGGCCCAUGAGGACUGGGUUGGGGACCACUGCUCUAGACUACUAUGAACACUUCCUUACAAUAUAGUAAAUAGAUGAUUUCCCAGGUUCUUUUGUCAAAGUAAUGAAACUACUUUCAUUAUUUGUAUUGCAAGACCAAAUUUAAACUAUAACAAUUCUCAAACUCACAAAACAAAUAUGGACAAAAUGAAGGUUAGAAUGAAUCAUUACCUGCCUUCACGUAGAAUAGAAUUACAGGACACUGUAGCUAUUUUUAUUGGAAUACAUUUAAAUUAUUGUAAGCCUAUAGUAGCUCUUCUUAUUUUAUAGAGAUUAUCUUCAAUUAACAAGGUAUAUUUGUACUAAAUUGUUAUGUCUCCUCAGUUCUGAAACGCCCUAUCUAAAGUGCUAUAAUUAAUUUCUUAUAUGAUUUGAGGUGUGUUUGAAAGUAUUCGGAUCUUGGUAAUUAGAUUUUGUUUUAAGUUUUUUUAAUUACAGAUUUACUAAAUCUGAGCUUAUUGUGUGUAUCUUUAUAGAUUCCCACCUCCUUUAAGUUUGAGUAGUUGUUACUAGUCAACACUACCGAUAUGUUAUUUGAAAAGAGUACACUUUUACCUUUUGUGUUUUAGAGCACAGUGUGGUUAUGGAAAACUUAUUUGCUUAACCAGUGAGAAUGGACAAGAAAAAAAAAGAGAACAGUCACCCAUUCCUGGUGUGCUAUAAAUCAUAAACAUAAAGCUUAACUGAAAUUGCAGAUAACUUUGUUUGUGUACACAUUGGUAGGGCAUUUAUAUAUACAUCUGCUCAAUGUCUAAGACUAGGUCCAUAAUUUAAGAUCAAGGGUAUUUAUUGAAUUUUUCAGCAUCAUUAUUCAUCUAAGACCAUUUGUGUUAGCAACAGUUUUAAUAAGUUAUAGAAUUUCUAUAACUCAAACAUGGACACUAACAUGUUCGCUAUAACCUAGUCCACUGCAGUUUGGUAGAAAUUGAAUUGUAAAAGUAGGACACUCUGUUCUGCUGUGAUUGGUGAAGAGUUUUUUUGUGUCAGAAAGGUAUAAAAAAACUGAUGAAUCCUAUUAAACUAGUACAUGAAAUAGAUAUAUAAUAUAAAAGCAAAUGAUGAGUCUGGCACUCUGACCAAAAAAUAAUAAUGUACCCCCGUAUAGAACAGGGUGCUUCUCAGCACUGCAUACUGUAUAUAUCCCUAUGAAAAAAAGAGAGCACUCUAUGGAUUUUCAAUUAAUCACUCUGUGUAUUAAAUCAGCAUAGAUCAAGGUUUUGACCCUACCAGGUCUUUAUCAGGAUCUUGAUAAAGAUCUGGUAGGGUGGAAAUGUGGCUCUAUGCCGAUUUAUUGGAAAUCCAUCAACUGCUUUUUUUUUUUUUGGGAUCUAUUUAUUUAUUUUUAUCCAUGUCAUAUUUAUAUAAUAUGUAUGCAAGUUCUAAAAACUAUUUAAUGAUAAUCAUACCAGAUUUACCAUGUGAAUCAAAUCUAUAUUUCUAAACAGGUGAUACUUUAGAAAUCUAAUGAGAUGUUUAUAGUUGAUGCAGGUUAAAUCAUGGCUUUAGGUAUGGCUAUCUGUAUAGCCUCUCUUGUGGUCUAAUUUCUUCCCCUGAAAUCAGUUUCUAUGUUGACGUACAAGUUGUGUGUGCGUUAUCACUCAGGACCGGGGUGAUCUCCUUUUUCCACGGGAAACCCCAUUUUUUGACAAAUCAAUCCUAUAAGGUUUGAUAUAAAACUGUAGGAAAUAGUCCAAAGAUUCUCAAUGCAAAAUAACCACUACUAAUUAUAAAGCUACAAUAAAGAUUUCCUCAGUUAAACAAAUUUCUGGAAAUAGGCCACACCAUAUACCGCCUAACAUUUCAAAUGGACGUAGCGCAUUCGGAUCUCUCUCCCCUUAUUCAGGGACAUGAGUUGGCAGUACUCGCCAAGGAUGUGGAAAAUAAUAUACAGCACAUAUCAUACAGCUGGCAAUAGAAGAAAUGACUAAUACCCCUGUAUGAGAAAUAUUCCCAACAGAGGUGAUCAGUAUUGGUGGUACCCACCCACUCUGGGCAUGAACCCUAGAAACAGAACAUAGAGUAAAGAAACUUAGAAUAAUUUGGAGAUCAAAUUUCCUCAGAGAAAUUCCUCUUGGGUACUAAUAAGUAGAUAGGCUGAUAAAAGGUGAGUGCAACACAGGGCUUGACAAAUCCUAGGCGUCAGGUCGCCUUGGUGACUAGGAUUUUUGUCCUGGCGCCAGGGAUUUGCUGGCAUAUGCAGCCCCCGAGGUGGCCGGCUGUCUGUUAGUGGAGUCGGGCGGCUGGCAGGCUCAUAAAGAGCAUGCGCGUGCGUGUGGGUGAUCGGUCGGCUGACCAGCUCAGGAAGAGCGUGGGCGGGCGGCCUUGCAAAUGAGAGUGUUUGUGUGCGCACGGACAAGAGGCUCCUAGAGAUUUGAGGCAGAUAGGCAGGUGUGUGAGGGAGCUGUAACAACCUCCUUGUUCUCCUCCCUUGCGCGCCCUCCAGUGAUGCCGGGAGACGAAAUAUGACGUAACUCCGGCCCCGGCAUCACUAAACAGUGCUCUAUGGAGCAGUGCAGGGAGAUGCAGGGGCACUGGACCACAGGGAAAGCUGAACCCAGGUAGGGAGGCUGGGUAUUCACAUAAAUGUGUGUGCGUCAGUGAGUGUGUGUGUGUGUGAGUGAGUGUGUGUCAGUGUAUGAGUGCAUCGGUGAGUGUUUUUGUGUGCGCAUCCGCGAGUGAGUUUGUGUGUUAGUGAGUAAGUGUGUUUACAUGACUGGUCCCCCUCCAAUCACUUGGGAAAGGGGUUUUUGCUCACCUUUUCCCCCCACGCUGUACUGAUCUCUCUGCAGCUGGCCCUGCCUCCAUGACUGCGAUCAUCAAUCUUGAUGAUCUUAGCCAAUCCAAUGCUUUCCCAUAGGAAAGCAUUGCGAGGCUAUUGCGCAUAUGUGGCAAAACCUCAUGCUGCACCAAUAAGCAUCUCCUCAUUGAUGCAGGGCGUGGAGACCCUAUACGUAGUUGCUGUGCACUGUGCAGCACUGACCCAGGAUGCACUCCAGAGCCCGCCUGAGUGACUGUCACUAGAAGUGUUACAAGGCAGCAAUGUAAAUACUGCCUUUUCUCUGAAAAGGAAGGGUUUACUUAGAAAAGUGUGCAUGGACAGAUUAUAGAUAUGAGAACGAUAUGAGAACAACAACAUUAAGCUGUAGUGGUUCUGGUGACUAUACUGUCCCUUUAGGAAUUGUAUUUUUGACAUUGAAAAACCUGGCUCCUAACUUUUUUUGCUGGCUCCUAGAUUCCAAACAAAUUUGUCAAGCCCUGGUGCAACAUAUAACAUUUAACAAGGAUGUGAACACUUAAUAGUGGAGACUAGGUGUAUAAAUUAUCCAAUUGGUAAACCAGAAGGCUUUAUUUGUGUUGCCUAAAAUGUAUUACCUAUAAAUGAUCCUAUCCAUUUAAUAUUAAAAUAGUGGUAGUAUUUCGGUUGGUAGCUUAGAGUCUCUCAAUUGUCCAAUGUAAACAUUGGUUUGAAAAUAAGAUUCCCAAGUAACUUGUGGUCUAAUUAGACCUAGAGAUAAUAGUCUAAUUUCAAACUGUGGUGCUCUAGGGUUAAUAGGUGAGAGUACAACUAAGCUGUUGACUGGCUUAAAGCCACAUCAGGGGGUGUACCGUUAGAAUCCUGAAAAAAAAUUGGCUCAGCGCUUGGAAAUGGAACAGCAUAUAACCCCAAAUGCUUAGGGCAAACAAAUGAAAAAUUAUGUGUGUAUUUAGUGAUUCACAUAUAGUGGACUAAAUACAGCAGUGAUAUAGGAUACAUCAACUUAUCCAGAUUCCCCAAAAAAGCAAUUAUGAUUGGGAUGUCUAAAGAGUUUACCUCAUAAGGUAAGUAGGUUUGUACCCUCCUCCUUCAGUGAGCUGUGCAUACAUACUGCUUUCCCUAUGUAUGCGUCUGAAUAUCGGCAGCUUCAGCUAGACAGUCACUAAGACACCUUUGUGGGUGCCAGUUAAACUAUGAGUCCUUAUUUCUGCAGUAUAACUACUCCAACCAACUCCACCAUUGCCAGUCCUAAGCCCAGAUGAAAAAGGAGGAGGGUUGGGCGUGGGGCUAGCAACCCCACCCUGGAAAAAACUCAAAUUCUACAGAAACACCAAAAAGAGAAACAGAGACUAACUUCCUGGAAGAUGGAGGACCUCCGACAAUUCGGAGACGCUUGAUGAUAGGUGGUGAAAGACGAAAAGAAGCCACCGAGCCAAUUACCCUUCUUUCGACUAGGAGAACCCACAUCGCCACAUGGAAUGUUAGGACCAUGUACGAGACAGGCAAGAUGAAGCAGGUAGCUGCCGAGAUGAAGAAGAACAACCUGAUCAUACUGGGUCAUCAAAACCAGAUGGACACAAGCAGGACAAAGGAGAUGAUUACAGGAGAGCUGUUGCUGUACUCCGGGCAGGAAGAGAGUGAUGCACCCCGCACGCAAGGAGUAGGCUUUAUGUUGGCCAAGCAAGCACAAAGGGCACUGGUUGGAUGGGAGGCGCAAAGCCCCAGAAUCAUCACAGCAGCCUCCAGAACCAAACAGAAAAAGGUUAGGCUCAACGUCAUCCAGAGUUACGCUCCAACCAAUGAUUCCGAUGAAGAAGGACGAGUUUUACAAUAGACUGCAGAAAAUCGUAGACCCAUUCCGAGCCAGAGACAUCAUCAUCCUUAUGGGAGACUUCAACGUCAAGAUUGGACCCGACAACACAGGAUAUGAACAAGUCAUGGGGAUACACGGGCUGGGAGUGAUGAACACUACUGGGGAGAGAUUUGCGGAAUUGUGUGCGCUCAACAAACUGGUCAUUGGAGGUAGCAUCUUUCCUCACAAGCGGAUCCACAAAAACACCUGGGUAACACCGAAUAGUGUGACAGCGAACCAGAUUGACCACAUCUGCAUUAGCAACAAGUUUAGAAGAGCCCUGCAGGACGUUAGAGUUAGAAGAGGAGCAGAUGUGGCGUCAGACCACCACCUAGUAGUAGCCAGCAUGCAGCUGAAGUUAAAGAAGUGGAGGGAAACAACACAGAGUAGAGUGAAGUAUGAUGUCAGCCGCCUAAGGAUCACCAGCGUCAGGGAGGAGUUUGGACUUCAGUUGAAGAACAAGUUUGAGGUGCUACAUGAGCUGCACGAGAAAGAGGAAAGAAGCAAUGUACAGGCCAGCUGGCAGACAAUAAAAGAGACACUGAGAACAGCCUGUCAAGAAGUGGUCGGAGCAAAGAAAUAUCACCACAAAGAGUGGAUCACAGCUGAGACGUUUGUCAAGAUAGAAGAGAGAAAACAGAAGGUGGUAGUAAACAACAGCAGGACUAGGGCAGAAAAAGCCAAGGCCCAAGUGGCCAUCACCCUGAUGAAGAACGGGAAGGCAGAUGGACCUGAUGACAUACCAGCAGAGGCCCUGAAAGCAGACCUAAAAUGGUGUACCCACUCUACGAGAAGAUCUGGGAGGAAGAAGAGAUACCGACUGACUGGAAGGAGGGUUGUCUAUUCAAGCUUCCAAAGAAAGGUGACCUCAGCAACUGUAACAACUACAAAGGUAUCACAUUCCUGUCAGUGCUAGGCAAGGUCUUCAACCGCAUCCUCCUAGAGCGGAUGAAGGACGUCGUCGAUCCACAACUGCGAGAUGAACAAGCAGGCUUCUUGCAUAAUCGAUCAUGCAUGGACCAGAUUGCAACGCUGCGCAUCAUAGUCUACCAGUCCUUGGAGUGGAACUCAUCGCUGUACAUUAACUUUGCCGACUAUGAGAAGGCGUUUGACAGUGUGGAUCGAGAGGUCCUAUUGAAGCUCCUCCGGCAUUACGGCAUUCCAGCCAAGGUUGUCAACCUAAUCAAGAGCUCAUAUGGGGGAAUGACCUGCAGAGUGAUCCACGGAGGACAGCUUACCCACAGCUUCCAGGUGAAGACUGGAGUCCGAAAAGGAUGCUUGUUAUCCCCGUUCCUCUUACUCAUCGCCAUCGACUGGAUCAUGAAGACAUCCACCAGCGAACACAGAAAUGGAAUCCAAUGGACUUUGUAGAGUCAACUGGAUUACUUGGACUUUGCCGACAACCUCACACUUCUCUCCCACAGCCAGCAGCAGAUGCAAGAGAAGAUCAGAGUGUUGUCAGCUACAUCAGCACAGGUUGGACUCAUCAUCCACAAGGAGAAGACCAAGAUCCUUAAGACAACUCCAAUGUGAAGUCAGUACUGUUGUACAUGGCUGAAACCUGGAGGACAACCAAAAGCACCAACAGAAGAAUCCAGACAUUCAUCAACAGCUGUCUCAGAAGGAUUCUCCACAUUCACUGGCCAGACACCAUCAGUAACACCAACAUAUGGGAAAGGACCUGACAACUUUCAGCAGAGGCAGAAAUCUGGAAGAGAAGAUGGGGCUGAAUUGGGCAUACCCUACGCAAACCGCCAACCAACAUCACCAGGCAGGCUCUUAGGUGGAACCCCCAAGGAAAGAGAGGCCGUCCAAGAAACACCCGGCGACGCGACCUCAAGGCAGACAUCACAAUGAUGGGCUACACCUAGAGUCAACUAGAAAGAAUGGCCCAGGACAAAAGUCUCUGGAGAUCUACCUUUGGCGUCCAAUACCCCAGAGGGGUGGAGGGCAUAAAUGAAAAUGAAAUGCUGAACUCCUCCAACCAUCUAAAGAUAACCCACUUAGAUGUCUUCCUCGUUAAAAAUAAACAGGUGAACAAAAUCAGUGCAUGGUGCUAGGUGAUGUGAAAAAAAAGUAUCCCAACAUGCAUUUCGGUGCUUAGAGAGCACCUUCGUCAGGGAAGAAACUUUUGGAACUGAGAAUCUCUGGUUUAUAAAGGUGUUAAAGCCCACCUUCACAUCGGCUUCAGCCUAUAAUACUUCAGCAGUUAGUUCCGCCUACCAGUGUGGUUUCAACCUAUCCAAAUAUCCCUGUUGAUAUCAUAGCUCAAACUGGUCUUGAAAAAUUCCCUAUUCCUUGGUUGUUUAGUAUCUUAGUCGUAAAAGAAAAAAAACACAAUGUUAUCUAAUUACUGAACAUACACUCCAUAUAUUGUAACUUUACUAUAUCUUUGUAAUUGAAUAGCAGGUAUAGUAUAAAGUCUCUUUCCCAAUCACACCCCCACUCUUAGAGUAGAUGAGGUUUAAAGGACCACUAUAGUGCCAGGAAAACAUACUCGUUUUCCUGGCACUAUAGUGCCCGUCCCCGUCCCACUCCCGCCGGGCUCUAGGGGGUGGAAGGGGUUAAACUUACCUCUUUCUCCAGCGGGGGAAUCUCCGCCUCCUCGGCCGAAAGCGCGCGCAUUCAGCCAGUCUCGUAGGAAAGCAUUCUCAAUGCUUCCCUAUGGACGUCCAGCGUCUUCUCACUGUAAUUUUCACAGUGAGAAGCACGGAAGCACCUCUAGCGGCUGUCAAUGAGACAGCUACUGGAGGCUGGAUUAACCCUAAUAUAAACAUAGCAGUUUCUGCUAUGUUUAUAGAAAAAAGGGUUAAACCUAGCUGAAGUGGUCUGGGUGCCUAUAGUGGUCCUUUAAAUUGUGUUUUUAUUAUAAUAUGGGGUACUUUUGAUUCUCUUAAAGAUAUAUUUUGGAUUUAAUUACUAUUUAGACUUAUAAUAUCCUUGGCAUUAUUACAAAGCCUAUAUAAUUUUUUUUUAAUUUUUUUUUAUAAUUCUUUAUUUUUCUUGCGCAUUGGUAAUAACACAGGUAUACAUUGACAUUUAGUAUAGCAGUAGGGAGACAAAAGUAGUUUGUAUGUCAAGACAAUCUGCACACAUUUUAAAAAAAAAAAAUUUUUUUGUAAGAGUAAAAGGAAAAAUAAACAUUGUAAGAGAUCACAAUAAUGAUGACAAUGCAUCAGGAAGCACAGGUUUAGGUUGGAUAUGCAUGAGUAGUCAUCUGAUGAGUAACGAGAUAUAACGUGCAUAGAUGCAUUAUACAGUUUAAACAUGACAGACCAAUUAAGCAUAGGGCAUGAGGAAUAACCACUAAUUGUAAAGUUUGAUAACAAGAAAACACCCUUAGCUAGGCUGAUUAAGUAUCAUAAACGCAGUAGGCAUGGUUUAUACAGUAUGUGUAUAGUUACAUGCUAUGUAUACAGAAGUGGCUGCUUACACCACUGGGGUCGAGCCAAACACCACGAGGGUAUCUAUAUAAUUCAAACAGGGGGUAUCUAAAACAUAUAUGUUUAGUUAGACAUAUAUUACCCCGGGCCCAGACACGUCAGUAUAACCCUCCCCUGCCCCAAUUUAAGGUACAGCAUUGUCAGUGACAGAUCCCCGCAGUCCCCGUCUUAGAGCAUGUGAAAAACAGAGCAGUUUAAGUGCUAAACAACACCUGCAUGCUAGGUGAUUCUCAUAUGUUAAACCAUAUUUACAUGUGGGACAGUUAUUAUAGAUUAAACUGCAUGUUAGUCGUGUUCGGCUGGUAGCGUCCAUGUAGGUGUCGGAGCUGACACGGUGUAAGGGAGCUGUGUUUUGCCCCUCUGCAGAGUCCUGUAAAGGCUGUCAGCCCACCCCGUCCUUCAGUUUUAAUGGAGAGUCCAUCUCUAUGGGGCAUUGGGCUAGUAGGGGGUCUGAGUGGUGUUGUGGUGGGUAAUCCGCUUCGGUCUCUGCUUAGUGGUUGUCCUCAUUAGGCUUAAUGUGCUCCGGUUGUCUUAUGCGUCGUGGGCUUGUCGGAGCUGGCUGUGAUACGCCGUAUGGCAUUCUAGGAGCACUGCAUGGUGCCUUGCCUGGGAGACCCACUCCCCGAUGGAUCUGGAGGGUAGGUUUUUGUUUGCUGGGUGUCGGUUGGCUGCAAUGCGCUGCGCUCUCUGGCCCGCUACACCUCUCCUUUUUCCUGCUUUGGGCCUGCCCCUGCUCCGGAGCCUCGAUCUUGCAUUGUUAGAUGUCUCGCCUGGGUAUCAUGGUGGGUAUUUGUUUGCUGCAGUGGCAGGCAUCGAGCCUUCUUGCGCCUGGUUGUCUCGUUGCUUGCUGCAGGCUCUGGGAGGGAGCUUUUCAUCCCUCUGGCAUCCGUGCACGUGGCAUCCGCCAUCUUGACUGGAGUGUCCAGGCCCCGUUUCAUGGUGUUAGUGUUAGGGUCUGUCACAGCGGUCUCGGCCCCAGGUUGUGGACCAGGAUCACCCCCACCGGUCCAGAGGCGGGGAACAAGGCCAUGACCACACAAGUUUGGGCCCGCCCCGGGCAGGGUUCUGUUGGGCAGGGCAGUGGCUGUCUGUCCCACUUACCGCCAGAGUAGGCCCCGAUUGGGGCAUUGAUGCCUGCUCCUCCAGGGGACUGCAGCUCGAUGAGCCAGCCUCACCCUGGAUCCAGUAUCCCCUUUGCUUCAAGGACCGUCGCUGGUGGUCGGUUUUAGUGUUUAAGAGCAUAGUUUCAGGCUUAAAGUUUGGUGGCUUGCAGGAGCUGAGUGUGUAUGCGACCAUCCAGCUUGGCGGUCCGGCCCCGCCCCCCCAAAGCCUAUAUAAUUUGAGGAUACAAAAUUCAAGUUUUGUUGGAUAUAAAGUGAAGUAAUUUAGUUCAUACAACUGCCGUCAAAAAUUGUGUUGGUAAUUUUGCUUUUGCUUCCUAUUCUGAGAUGUCUCUGUAGUGUUUGGGAUAUAUACUCCUUUAAACUGAGUCCAGUAAUUUGUUAUGUUGACCAAAUGUUGACUUCUUAUGAAAUAUUUGCAGCCCAUGCCACCAUAUUUUAAUCAAUAGCUGUACCAGUUAGGUACCAGCUUAUUUAUCAUAAGCAGAUCGAUAAAGGCCACCCAAUGUUAAAUCAUUUGGAUAUUCCAUACUAUAUAGCACAAUGUAAAUGCUAAAACAGUAGAAACUUCCAUUCUAUAGAGGUUGUCUAAUGUUUAAAGAGGUAAUGGCAUCCGGCUCUCAUAUAGUCCUGAAGAAACAUGUUUAUUGGAAACACAUUGACAAUGCUUAUAUCUGUGAUAUGUGGGGUUUGCCUCUCAGAAUUAUCUAAGGCACUAAAAUCACCAUGGUGUCCCCUCUUCCCCCUCUCCCCCACCCAUCCUCAGUUGAUGAGUGCCGUCUCCCCCCCCCCCGGCCUCUUCAGUUGGUGAGUGCCAUCUCUUCUGUUUGUUUCACUAAUGCUUGCAGGGCAACUUUCACUUCUCUAACAAUUACUCCAUUACAUGAAACACUUAAAAUUGCUUACUUCUUUUUCUUCACCUUCUUCCCAUGUGAUUGAAGUGACAAUUGCCUUUUAUGAGUAGGGCAUCUCUUUUUAUACAUCUAAUCUUAAAUGAGUAGGAAUUUCCAUUCAUACAGCCAGGCUAAUAUUUAAUAUGUAGAGAUGAAGAUGAAGUGGUUUGGGGGACUAUAGUGUCCCUUUAACUGCAUCAUGUCAAAACACUUUGUCAGAUCUCAUGCCAUCAUAUAUAAGAUCUCCUUCUUCUCUUCUCUUUUUUCUCUAACAUUCUGUAUCUGCAAAGUUGUAUGACUAUUGUAAUAAAGUCCUAUGACUAUUACAAUAUUUGCUUUAACUCUGUCCUCUUCCUCCCCAUUUUCAUCUCCCAUCUCCAUUUUCACUCCGUUCUUCUAUUACUUUUUGCCCACAAUCUCUUUCCGUCAUACCAGCCUUUUACUUCUGAAGCGGUGUCCUUAAGGGAUUAAUAUUGCUGAAAUAAAUUACCUCUAUGAGUCUUUUGUAACUGUCUGUACUCUCGUUGUGCUCAUCUCUUUACACUACAAAAUGUUUUGCUUUUCACAUAUGCAAUUGCCUUGUAAUGGCUUUUUUCAAGUGCUGUCUAACACCUUGUAAUAUGUUAUGAUUGUUUUGCAAUUUAUUACUUAAAAAACAUCAAUUCAAAUUGAUUUAUAAAAGAGAAAAGCAUUACAACAUUUUUGAGGGUUUAUUCACUAAACAGGCAAUUAGGAAAACUGAUCAGAGAAUUGCACAUUUUAAGCCAAAUAAUGAUUUGGAAAAUGUUCUUUAUUUAUUUCUCUCCAGGAGUCAUACAAUUCCCUGUGCCUCUGUUAUGUUACAAAGAGGAGUCUUCUGACUCUGCCAUCAAAUUCCUGUGUGAAAAUGGAAAUCCGGCAACUCCCAGGUGAGAAAUAGCGUGUAUAGUGAUUAUCUGUAAAACCACAUGCAAUAGUAAGGUUUAUUUGACAAUCAUGGGAAAUUUCAAAAGUAACCAGAUGUAGACAUGGGCGUCCGCAGGAAUUUUUCCAGGGGGGGGCAUAAUUGUAAUGACAUCCAUGCUUGGUACCUUUUUGACAGUGUCAUGAAAGGGAAGGGGCAUAGCCAUUAUCACAUAAAGCCAGGGUGAAUAGCAAUUUCACAACUAUGGUGUCAGGAAUAUAUGUUUGUAUUCCUGACACUAUAGUGUUCCUUUAAGCAAAUUAAAGGACAUUUCUGGUCACCAUAACAACUUCACCUAAAUGAAAAUGCUAUGAUGCCAGGAAGCCCCUGGGUGCUCGCUUUCCUUUAAGGGUUAAAUCGCUCUCAAAUGGUUUAACCCCAAAGGCUUCCUCCAGCUCCAGGUCGCUCAGUGGUAUUUGGCUUCUGAAACAGAGUGUCAGGAAGUGCAGAUUGGCGUCAGGCAUGGGUGCCGCUGAUUGGCUAGAGUGGUCAGUUGACGCUCUAAGCCAAUCGCUAGUUCCCGGUUCAUAAAAUAUUUUUACUUUUUUAUGAAUGGGGAGCUACUGAUUGGCUUAGAGUGCCAGCGGACCGCUCUAGCCAAUCAGCAACACCCCUACCCAACGGCACUCUGUGCUUCCUGACACUCAGUAAAUAAAAGUGAACACAUUAAUACUGAUAUUUUUUUACCUUUGGAGAUGAGAAGGUCCAGCAUUUCCCUGCCUGGCCCAGGUAGCAAAGCCUUAUGAUGUGGUGUCCAGAAUAAAGUGGAGGGUUCACUUCAUUUGUCCUUCCUGCUCCAAUCUCCUUUUCCUCUCCUUCAUUUGACAGUCUUUUUUUUUCUUCUAACACUGUUUUCUAUCCUUGGCCCCUUCUGCUCUUUUACCUUUCUGCUACUUUCUGCUUAUUUUGCGCCCUUCUGCUCCUUUCUCAUUCUUAUCCCUUUCUGUUCCUUGCAGACCCUUUCUGCUUCCUUUUCUACUUUACCUUUGUGCGCCUUGCUGUCCCUUUCUGCUCUUUCUCCUACUUUACCUUUGUGCUCCUUGCUGUCCCUUUGUGCUCCUUUCUGCUCCUUCCUGCCCCUUCCUGCUCAUUCUCCUACUUUAUGUUUGUGCUCCUUCUGCCCCUUCCAGCUCAUUUCUGACCCUUUCUGCUCCUUCAACUUUACCUUUGUGCUGCUUUACCUUCCAGCUCCUUGCUGACCCUUCCUGUUCAUUUCUAUAUAUCUAUAGACUGCUGCCCCCCCAAAUCUAUAGGCUGCUGCCCCCUCCCCAAAUCUAUGGGCUGCUGCCCCCCUCCCCAAGUCUAUGGGCUGCUGCCCCCCUCCCCAAAUCUAUAGGCUGCUGCCCCCCCCCCAAAUCUAAAGGCUGCUGCCCCCAAAUCUAAUGGCUGCUCUCCCCAAAUCUAAUGGCUGCUCUCCCCCCAAAUCUAAAUGGGCUGCUGCCCUCCCCAAAUCUAUGGGCUGCUGCCCCCCAAUCUAUGGGCUGCUGCCCCCAAAUCUAAAGGCUGCUGCCCCCCAAAUCUAAAGGCUACUGAUCCUCCCCCAAAUCUAUGGGCUGCUGCCCCCAAAUAUAUGGGGCUGCCCCAAAUCUAUCUGCUGCUGUCCCCCCCCAAAUCUAUAGACUGCUGCCCCCCUCUCAAACCCUCCCCCCAUCCCUCACUUACCUGAUCUGUAGGCUGUCUCUGGCUGCAUGUGUUGCUCCCCUGGGGUUUCAAUCAGCAGAGAGAAGCAGGGAUAAUAUGCAGCUUCCUAUCCCUGUCUCUCUCCAUACACUGGCCGGCGCCGGUAUUGCAGUUCAUUUUAAAUCUCACACGAAAAAUAUCAGAACAAGCUGAAAAAUCCAGGGGGGGGGGGGGGCAAGUGCCCCCCCCUGCGGACGCCCAUGGAUGUAGAAUCUAUCCCAGGACCAUGUGAUCUGAACGUUUCUCUUUUUGCUGACUUUGACAAACCCUACGUUGGUCAUUAGUGAUGUCCUGAAUGGUUCGCCGCAGACUUAUCAUUUAGUUCUUUGACCCUGUACCUCACAGUCAGCAGACACAUUCCAGCCAAUCAGCAGCAGACCCUCCCUCCCAGACAGCAUCCAUUUUACAUUCAUUGUGAAGCUGCAUUCUUAGUGAGCUGUCCAUGAGGUGGGAGGGUCUGGGAGGGAGGGUCUGCUGCUGAUUGGCUGAAAUGUGUCUGCUGACUGUGAGGUACAGGGUCAAAGUUUACUCAAUGAUGAGUCCGCGGCGAACGGUUCGGGACAUCACUAUUGGUCAUAGCUACUACAAAUAUUUGUGGAUGAGCUUUUCAAAUUAUUUCAUAUUUUUGGGGAUAAUAUUUUACAAUUUUUUUUUCUUAAAAAUAUUAAAAUACCAAAAAAAUCUAUAUAUAAAAAUGUAAGUAUUAAAUAAUGUUAAAAGUGUAUUCAAAAAUAUUUCAAAGUGUAUUCAAAAAUAUUAAAUGGAGGCCUUUAUUAGGAGUACCAGUCAUUUCUUGUUUAUGUUUAUGAAUGGAUAUCCAUUCAGACUCCUAAAUUGUUUCUUUGACUUCUAAAAAUAUUUGUCAGGCCCUGCUUUAGUGUUUGUCUAUACCCCAGUAAAUCAGCAGUCUGGUGUCUGUACAAAAACAUUUACUUAAUUUGUGACUUUUUGUAUAUUUUGGCAUAUUUUAUUGAUUUAUCCAGUUUGUUGACAUCCUUGAUUCAAUGCAUCUCUAUGAGGAUAGGCUGACUGGCGCUUUGCAGCGUGUUUGCAUUCACUUCCCCAGUGCUUUACCAUAGGAAAGCAUUUAUUAUAUAUAUUUUUUUACUUAUUUAACAGGUGCAGGGGGAUCUGGUCACCGAAAGUGUUUUUAACGCUACAGGGUCAGGAAUACACAUUUGUAUUUCUGACCCCAAUAAGCUCACAUACCAGAGAUAACAUAUUUAUUAUUAAAACUGCAGUCUGCGUUAUGUGUUUUUUGACAGGUAUGAUCACCUGGUGGCAAUUGAACGGGCAGGGCGUGCAAGUGAUGGCAAUUACUACAACGCCAGGAAAAUAAACAUAAAACACUUGGUAGAUCCCAUUGAUAACCUCUUCCUAAUGGCCCAACAAAUUAGUGGAGUCAAUACAACUGGUGAGUAUCUAAAACAGUGUUGCUGAAUUCACAUCUGUAAAAGUUUGAGAUUUCCGCAUUUUGAGAUAUAGUCCUCUGUUGAUAUGGAUUACUGUUCCCAUAUUUUAUGUAUAUUUUAUCAUCUUUCUCUCAAUCACAAAACCUGUGCAACAAUCACUCCCAAUAGCAGUUCUAUGUAGUGGAGUGAAAUCUUUAUGUAGAAGCCUUGUACCCCAAAUCAACAUGUUGACAGUGAAUUCCUUUCCACAUUUAUAUCAGGGGUGAUAAGGUAGACACUCUGCAUAUUUCCUUUUUAAACUCUAAGAAAAUUAAAAAUGCCUUGCUUUGUUUAGGUAUCGGUGACGGUGGGAAUGAGCUUGGGAUGGGCAAAGUAAAGCAAGCAGUGAAGAAAUACAUUAACAAUGGAGAUACCAUUGCCUGUGAUGUUGCUGCAGACUACGCCAUUAUAGCAGGUAAGUCUAAGCACAUAGCAAACCAAAGCCUGUUGGUGGUGACUGUUCCUUAUUGCUCCUAGUUUCUUUACCAACUGUCUGAAGAUUGGUAGUUGAAAGAAAAUGAUCAUGAGAAAUUAACAGUUGAUAUGUUGUAGGAAAAAAUAAAUUUUCUACCUGGCAAAGUUCUAUUAGACUUAGCCCUUUAGUUUAAAAAAUAUUGGUGGUUAUGUGUAAAAAUUGUUGCAUUGAGUUUUGUACACCUUCACCAGGUUUUAUGUGUAAACUCUUACUCCAACCAUAUAUGUUGAUGCCUCCCCACCCCUCCAUUUCUGUAGUGUGCCAAUUUUUUAUUCUGGUUUAGAAUUUAGAAUUUUUUGAAUUUCUUCUUUUAUUGAUGAUUUUAUUAGGAAUAAAAAGAUGCAUUUGCAGUUUGAAGAAAGUUUUUUUUAUACAUUAAAGGAACACUGUAGGUAUCAUAACUACAUCAACAGACUAAGGGAUUAUGGUGCUAGGAGUAUGUCAGAAGUAGUUCCUGCAUCACUUUUGGAGUAAAAUAUCUAGCAGAAAUGCUCAGACCCCAGCAGUUUUGCCUCCAUGUUGAUAUCUGAUUGUAUCUAUGUGUCUGUACAUCUGUGUCAGUAUUUGUUUCUGUGGUUCUGGAUCAGUGUUUGUAUCUGUACAUCUGUAUGUGUGUCAGUAUGUCUGUUAAUGUUUGUAUCUUGUACAUCUACAUGUGCCAGUGUUUGUAUUUGUGUGUCUGUACAUCUGUGUAAGGGUUUGUAUCUGUGUGUCUGCACAUCUCUAUAGUUGUCAGUGUUUUUAAUCUGUGUCUCUGUACAUCUGUGUCAAGUUGUGUUUCUGUAUGUGCCUUAGUGUUUGUAUCUGCGCAUCUGUUUGUGUGUUAGUUUGUAUUUGUGCAUCUGUAUGUGUGUGCUAGAUUGUAUAUCUGUGUGUGUGUGUGUGUGUGUGUGUGUAGAUCAUCUGUAUGGGUUGUGAGGAUAUUUAUGGAGUAAUAAAUAUAAAAAAAUAUUUUAUAAAAAUUAUCAAAAAUGAAUUUAAUUUUUAUUAAUAUUAACAAAAAUUAUAUUUUGGCACCGUUUCCCCUUGAUUGAUUUAAAGCAAAGCGUUAGCCAUUAUUUUAAUUCUUAUAGACCCCUGAGUAAGUUUAUCAGAGGAUUUGUAUUUCACACAUUAAUCACAACUGGUAAUACAAAUAUAAUUUAUUGUGACAAAUAAUUAAUAAUAAUAUGUAACAUACAUGACAUCAUCACUGAAUAUGUAGGUAUACAAUAAGUAUAAGAUAUGGCAACAGUUAUGACACAAUUAAAGAUGGCCUAAUAGAAACAAUAUCCAGCAACAUGAAUAUAUUAACUCCUAAAGGAGUUACAUGCAAACUUACAAAUAAUUCCUCUAGAAUUGUAUUAACAGUUAUAUCCACAUAUAUGCAUUUUUAGCAAGACUACAGGAAACUUUUAGCUUUAGAAAUACUUUUACACAGACCGUAAUACAAUUAAUGUCGUAAAAAUCUUAGAUGCUAUUAGUUUGAAUCACAGUGAAUAAACUCACUGCUGGCUACAAUUCUGACAGGCUAAACACUAUAAUAUUGCAACUAAAAAGAUACAAUAUUUUUACACAAAUAGUCAAUUUAACUAUUCCUUCCAUCCAGUGACCAAAAAAUAAUAUUUUAACCAUGUUUUUAACACAGCAGAUGAUUAACUUUUCUGAUUAAAGAUUUGCUAUCCCUAAAUUCAGAUUGCCAGUAAAUAUAUUAUUCAUUUAUUCCACCUGCAGAUGGAAUAUGGAACCAUAUAUUUCUCAGCUAAAUAUGAUUUAAAAGUUUUUAGUAAAAAUUUAUUAACUUUAAUUAAAUUAAACCAGCUUAAUUACCAACUUUCUUGGUGGAAAUUCUUUAGGUUUGGAGAUAUAUUCCAUGAAUGGUGUGUGCAAGUAUGUGUUUAGAAAGAGAAAGGUGGAAAUAUAGAGGAGUUCUGGAAGAUUUCUAAGUCAGAUUUCUGACUUGGCUAACAAAUAACUUUGUAUGAAAAGGAGCAGAGUACAUCUGUGUCAGUGUUUAUCUGUGUGUCUGUACAUAUGCAUGUGUUUAUCCAUGUUUGCAUCUGUGUGUCUGUACAUCUGCAUCAGUACGUCUGUAUGAGUGUCAGUGUUUGUAUCUGUGCAUCUGUAUGUGUGUCAGUGUUUGUAUCUGUGUCUGUACAGCUGCAUUUGUUUAUCCAUAUUUGCAUCUGUGUCAAUGGUUGUAUCUGUGUGUCUGUACGACUGCCUGUUUUGAUAUUGUUUGCAUCUGUGUGUCCGUGUUUGUAUCUGUACAUCUGCGUCAGUGUUUGUAUAUGUGAUGCAGUAUGAGUGUCAGUGUUUGUAUCUGUGUGUCUGUAUGAGUGUCAGUGUUUGUGUCUCUACAUCUGCAUGUGUUUAUCCAUGUUUGCAUCUGUGUGUCUGUACAUCUGCAUCAUACGUCUGUAUGAGUGUCAGUGUUUCUAUCUGUGCAUCUGUGUGUCCGUGUUUGUAUCUGUACAUCUGCGUCAGUGUUUGUAUCUGUGAUGCAGUAUGAGUGCAUUUGUGUGCCAAUGUCUGUACAUCUGCAUGUGUUUAUCCAUGUUUGCUUCUGUGUGUCUAUACAUCUGCAUCAGUACGUCUGUAUGAGUGUCAGUGUUUCUAUCUGUGCAUCUGUAUGUGUGUCAGUGUUUGUAUAUGUGUCUGUACAGCCUCAUGUGUUUAUCCAUAUUUGCAUCUGUGUCAAUGGUUGUAUCUGUGUGUCUGUAUGACUGCCUGUUUGUCAGUGUUUGCAUCUGUGUGUCCGUGUUUGUAUCUGUACAUCUGCGUCAGUGUUUGCAUCUGUGAUGCAGUAUGAGUGUCAGUGUUUGUAUCUGUGUGUCUGUGUGAGUGUCAGUGUUUGUAUCUGUGCAUUUGUGUGCCAGUGUCUGUACAUCUGCAUGUGUUUAUCCAUGUUUGCAUCUGUGUGUCUGUACAUCUGCAUCAGUACGUCUGUAUGAGUGUCAGUGUUUCUAUCUGUGCAUCUGUAUGUGUGUCAGUGUUUGUAUAUGUGUGUCUGUACAGCUGCAUGUGUUUAUCCAUGUUUGCAUCUAUGUGUCUGUACAUCUGUAUCAGUGUUUGUAUCUGGGUGUCUAAAAAUCUGUAUGUUUCAAUGUUUGUAUCCGUGGGUCUGCAUCAGUGUUUCUGAACCACUGUAUCUGUGUGUCUGUACAUCUGUAUGUGUGUCAGUGUUUGCAUCUGUGUGUCUGUACAUCUUUAUGUGUCAGUGUUUGCAUCUGUGUGUCAGUACAUCUGCGUCAGUGUUUGUAUCAUACAGAUUUUCAGACACACAGAUACAAACACUGACACAGAUGUACAGACACAUAGAUGCAAACAUGUAUAAACACAUGCAGAUACAACUAUUGACACAGAUGUACAGAUAUAUAGAUGCAAAUAUUGUAUCUGUGUGUCUGUAUAUCUCUGUACAUCUGUGUCAAUAGUUGUAUCUGUACAUUAUCCAUGUUUGCAUCUGUGUGUCUGUACAUCUGUGUCAGUGUUUGCAUCUGCGUCAAUCUUUGCAUCUAUGUGUCUGUACAUCUGUAUCAGUGUUUGUAUCUGUGUGUCUGAAAAUCUGUGUGUUUCAAUGUUUGUAUCUGUGUUUCUGAACCACUGCAUCAGUGUUUGUAUCUGUGUGUCAGGGUUUGUACAUCUGUAUGAGUGUCAGUGUUUGUAUCUGUGUCUGUACAUCUGUGUCAGUGUUUUUAUAUGUGUGUCAGUGUUUGUAUCUGUGCUUCUGUAUGUGUAUCAAUGUUUGUAUAUGUGUGACUGUACAUCUGCAUGUGGGUCUGUCCAUCUGUGUCAGUUUUUGUAUCUGUAUGUCUGUAUGAGUGUCAGUGUUUGUAUCUGUACAUGUGCGGCAGUGUUUGUAUCUGUGUGUCUAUACGUCUGUAUGAGUGUCAGUGUCUGUACAUCUGCGUAUGUUUAUCCAUGUUUGCAUUUGUGCCAGUGUUUGUAUCUGUACAUCUGUGUCAAACACUGACACAAAUGCAAACAUGGAUAAACACAUGCAGAUGUACAGACACUGACACUCAUACAGACACACAGAUACAAACACUGACACAGAUGUACAAAUACAAACACUGACACCCAUGCAGAUGUAGACACACAGAUGCAAAUGUACAGAUGCAAACACAGAUACACUGACACACACACAGACUUACAGAUACAAAAACUGACAGAUGUACAGACACAUACAGAUGCAAACACUGACACACAUGCAGAUGUACCGACACACAUAUACAAACAUUGAUACACAUAAAGAAGCACAGAUACAAACACUGACACACAGACACAAACACUGACACUCAUACAGACGUACAUAAACACAUAUACUAACACUGACGCAGAUGUAAAGACACAGAUACAAACACUGACAUGCAUACCGAUGUACAGACACACAGAUACUGACACAGAUGUACUAACACAUGCAGAUGUACAGACACAGAUUCAAACACUGACACACAUACAGAGGCACAUAUACAAACACUGACUCACACACAUACAGACUUACAGAAACACAGAUAUAAACACUGAGGCAGAUGUACAGACACAGAUACAAACCCUGAAAAACAUGCAAAUGUACUGACACUCAUACAGAUGUACUGACACACAUACAGAGGAACAUAUAAAAACACUGACACACAUACAGAAACAGCUAUAAACACUGACACAGAUGUACAGAUUCAAACACGGAGGCAGAUGUACAGACACAAAGAUACAAACACUGAAAAACAUGCAAAUGUACGGACACUCAGACACACAGAUACAAACACUGACACAGAUGUACAGACCCAAACAAUGACACACAUGCAGAUGUACAGAAACACAGAUGUAGAUGUACAGGGAGUGCAGAAUUAUUAGGCAAAUGAGUAUUUUGACCACAUCAUCCUCUUUAUGCAUGUUGUCUUACUCCAAGCUGUAUAGGCUCGAAAGCCUACUACCAAUUAAGCAUAUUAGGUGAUGUGCAUCUCUGUAAUGAGAAGGGGUGUGGUCUAAUGACAUCAACACCCUAUAUCAGGUGUGCAUAAUUAUUAGGCAACUUCCUUUCCUUUGGCAAAAUGGGUCAAAAGAAGGACUUGACAGGCUCAGAAAAGUCAAAAUAGUGAGAUAUCUUGCAGAGGGAUGCAGCACUCUUAAAAUUGCAAAGCUUCUGAAGCGUGAUCAUCGAACAAUCAAGCGUUUCAUUCAAAAUAGUCAACAGGGUCGCAAGAAGCGUUUGGAAAAACCAAGGCGCAAAAUAACUGCCCAUGAACUGAGAAAAGUCAAGCGUGCAGCUGCCGCGAUGCCACUUGCCACCAGUUUGGCCAUAUUUCAGAGCUGCAACAUCACUGGAGUGCCCAAAAGCACAAGGUGUGCAAUACUCAGAGACAUGGCCAAGGUAAGAAAGGCUGAAAGGCGACCACCACUGAACAAGACACACAAGCUGAAACGUCAAGACUGGGCCAAGAAAUAUCUCAAGACUGAUUUUUCUAAGGUUUAUGGACUGAUGAAAUGAGAGUGAGUCUUGAUGGGCCAGAUGGAUGGGCCCGUGGCUGGAUUGGUAAAGGGCAGAGAGCUCCAGUCCGACUCAGACGCCAGCAAGGUGGAGGUGGAGUACUGGUUUGGGCUGGUAUCAUCAAAGAUGAGCUUGUGGGGCCUUUUCGGGUUGAGGAUGGAGUCAAGCUCAACUCCCAGUCCUACUGCCAGUUCCUGGAAGACACCUUCUUCAAGCAGUGGUACAGGAAGAAGUCUGCAUCCUUCAAGAAAAAUAUGAUUUUCAUGCAGGACAAUGCUCCAUCACACGCGUCCAAGUACUCCACAGCGUGGCUGGCAAGAAAGGGUAUAAAAGAAGAAAAUCUAAUGACAUGGCCUCCUUGUUCACCUGAUCUGAACCCCAUUGAGAACCUGUGGUCCAUCAUCAAAUGUGAGAUUUACAAGGAGGGAAAACAGUACACCUCUCUGAACAGUGUCUGGGAGGCUGUGGUUGCUGCUGCACGCAAUGUUGAUGGUGAACAGAUCAAAACACUGACAGAAUCCAUGGAUGGCAGGCUUUUGAGUGUCCUUGCAAAGAAAGGUGGCUAUAUUGGUCACUGAUUUGUUUUUGUUUUGUUUUUGAAUGUCAGAAAUGUAUAUUUGUGAAUGUUGAGAUGUUAUAUUGGUUUCACUGGUAAUAAUAAAUAAUUGAAAUGGGUAUAUAUUUGUUUUUGUUAAGUUGCCUAAUAAUUAUGCACAGUAAUAGUCACCUGCACACACAGAUAUCCCCCUAACAUAGCUAAAACUAAAAACAAACUAAAAACUACUUCCAAAAAUAUUCAGCUUUGAUAUUAAUGAGUUUUUUGGGUUCAUUGAGAACAUGGUUGUUGUUCAAUAAUAAAAUUAAUCCUCAAAAAUACAACUUGCCUAAUAAUUCUGCACUCCCUGUACAGACCCACAUAUACAAACAUUGAUACACAGAGGAAUAGAUACACACACUGACACACAGAUAUAAACACUGACACAGAUGUACAGAUUCAAACACUGAGGCAGAUGUACAGACAUAGAGAUACAAACACUGAAACACAUGCAAAUGCACUGACACUCAGAGACAUAAAGACACACAGAUACAAACACUGACGCAGAUGUACAGACACACAGAUGCAAACAUCUAUACACGACGCACAUGCAGAUGUAUGGAAUCACAUAUACAAACACUGACACAGAUGUACAGACACACAGAUGUAGAGACACACAGAUACAAACACUGACACACAUAUAGAUGUACAGACACAGACACCCAUGCAGAUGUACAGACACACAGAUACAGCCAUUGACACAGAUGUACAGACAAACAUGGAUAAACACAUGCAAACAAUGACACAGAUACAAACACUGUGUCAUUGUUUGUACCUGUGUGUCUACGUCUGUAUGUGUAUCUGCAUGGGUGUCAAUGUUUGUAUCUCUGCGUCUGUACAUUUGCAUGUGUUUAUCCAUGUUUGUCUGUACAUAUGUGUCAAUGUUUGUAUCUGUGUGUCUGUACAUCUGUAUGGGUGUCUGUACAUCUAUAUGUGUGUCAGUGUUUGUAUCUGUACAUCUGCAUCAGUGUUUGCAUCUGUGCGUCUGUACAUCUGCAUGUGUGUCUGUGCAUCUGUAUGUGUGUCAGUGUUUGAAUCUGUGUGUCUGUACAUCUAUGCAUGUGUCGUUGUUUGCACCUGUGUGUCUGUACAUCAUACGUGUGUUGUUUGCAUCUGUGUGUCUGUACAUCAUACGUGUGUUGUUUGCAUCUGUGUGUCUGUACAUCAUACGUGUGUUGUUUGCAUCUGUGUGUCUGUACAUCUAUAUGUGUGUCUGUACAUCUAUACGUGUGUCAGUACAUCUGCAUGGGUGUCAGUGUUUGUAUCUGUGUGUCUUUACAUCUAUACGUGUGUCAGUGUUUGCAUCUGUGUCUCUUUACAUCUAUACGUGUGUCAGUGUUUGCAUCUGUGUGUCUGUACAUCUAUACGUGUGUCAGUGUUUGUAUCUGUGUGUCUGUACAUCUAUACGUGUGUCAGUGUUUGUAUCUGUGUGUCUGUACAUCUUCAUGAGUAUCAGUGUUUGUAUCUGUCAAUGUUUGUAUCUGUGUGACUGUACAUCUGCCAAAGUUUGUAUAUGUGUGCCUGUACAUCUGCGUGUGUCAAUGUUUGUAUAUGUGUGCCUGUACAUCUGCGUGUGUCAGUGUUUAUAUAUGUGUGCCUGUACAUCUGCAUGUAUCAAUGUUUGUAUAUGUGUGCCUGUACAUCUGCAUGUGUGUCAGGGAUUGUAUAUGUGUUUCUGUACAUCUGUGUUAGUGUUUGUAUCUGCGUGUCUGAACAUCUUUUGUCGUUGUUUACAUCUGUGUGUCUUUACAUCAGCAUGGGUGUUAGUGUUUGUAUCUGCACAUCUUUUGUCAUUGUUUGCAUCUGUCAGUUUGUACCUGUGUGUCUACAUCUGUAUGUGUGUCAGUUUGCGUAUCUGAGCGUCAGUCUUUGUAUCUUUGUUUUUGCAUGUGUGUCAAUGUUUAUAUCUGUGUGUCUGUACAUCUUUGUUGGUGUUUGUAUCUGUAUGUCUGUACAUCUGCGUCAGUACAUAGAGAUGUACAGACAGACAGAUACAGUCACACAUAUACAAACAUUGACCCGCAUACAGUUAUACAGACACACAGAUACAAACACUGUAUGACCUGUGUCAGUGUUUGUAGCGGAGAGCUGCUAUUACACAGGUUAUCUCCACUUAACAUCCCAGUAAGGCUCAGGAACAAGUAUUAGAAAUCCAUAAGGCAAUAAUUCCAGCAAGCAAAACAAUCCAACAAUAUCCCAACAUCAAUCCCAAUGACUGGACGACACACAGCAUCAGGCGCAGAACUGAACUUUUAAUCACACAAAUUCCUUAUAAAGGAUUCUCCCAUGCAAGGGAAGGAUUUACAAUAAUUGGUACAGUGGCCAAUAGUACAGUAGUUACCUCCCAUACAUCUCCUCCCCUCAGUGUGACACAUAAUCCACUUAUACAUGCUACAGUUUUACCCGUUUUCUGGAUGUACCCUAAAACAGUCCGGUACAAUUGUCUAAGUGGCACCCCCUGAUAGCCCUGAUCUGGGUGACCAACAUAUUCAAAAUUCACCCAGAUCGGACCAGGGGUUCGGGAGUUAGGUGGAAGAGACAAUUUGACCGACCGCACAUGAGGUGGUAGCCGAAAAGGGUUCCAUGUGUUUUGGCCCUGUGGUCGGUCUCCGUUCGGGAGAUAAAAUACCCAUAAAUCCUUGCCAUCCACUAUUAAAUCGGUAUUCGUCUGAAUACCCUUGUUCGGUACUUUUAAUUCACCGAACGAGGGGCUGGUUGGCCCCUCCAUUCGGGAGUUACGGAGCUCUGGAGGUCUCAGCGGUGUUCGGGUAUUUGAGUGUCCGAUUUGAGUUCCAGACACUCGACGACCAAACACCGGUGAGGUUUCGUGCGUAAGUUGGCCGCCGCCAUGUGUUCGUAUGCUGAACGGAGGCCACCCAGAUACAUCUGUAAAGUACCGACUGCACCAAUUAACUUGUGCCUGAAUUCCUCUCUCCCCCGAAUCCCGUUAUAAAUGAAGUGUCCUUACUAUUAAUUGGCGAUUAAGUGGGUGUUCCUCCUUUUUACUCAAAUAUUCAAUCAGUAUUUACCAAUGUUUUCUCCUUGCACACAUUUUUCAACAGCUUUGAAUCCUAAUGUUUCUUCAUUCAUACUCCUGCCGGUUUUUCAUGCACUUCCGAGCGUUCCAGCAACGUCACUUUCGCUUUUGCCUUCCACCCACAUCAGAUGUGCAUUCCACGGACGCCAGUGUCCAUACUCUAACUGUGGCUCUCAUAUGCACUUAAAGUCCACUAAGGAAAAAUGUAUUAGACGUCAAAAUAUCACUUGUAGCUUCUAUUCAUUUUGGAGUCACAACCCACACCACAUAAUAAUCGUGACAGAAUUAAAGACCAGAAACUAGCCACGAUCAUUUCAAUAUAUUUCAAACAGUACACCUUGAAAUAAAGUGCCAUUGAGUGCGAUAUAUUCAAGUGUCAUGGUUCAUAUAAAGUGCUUAGACAAAUAAUGGUUACAUAUACACGUUUCCAAUUCAGAACAUAUACAGAUAUAAACUAUAUCAAGCAGCUUUAUCUAUACUUAAUGAAAAUAUAAUACUAAUGAUAUAACCAAUGAAACAGUGAAUAGUGAAAACUACAUAUUAAAAAGGUGUGUCUGUACAUUUGCGUGUCUGUAUCUGCAUGUCAGUAUGUAUCCGUGUUUCUGUAUGUUUGUCAAUGUUUGUUUUUAUGUUUCUGUACAUCUGGAUGUGUGUCAAUGUAUGUUUGUCAGUAUGUGUAUCUGGAUGUGUGUCAGUUUGUGUAUCUGUGUAUGUGUGCCAGUUUGUAUCUGUACAUCUGCAUGUGUGUCAGUAUCUGUAUGUUGCAAUGUUUGUAUGUGUGUCUACGUAUAAGCGAGUGUAUCUGUGUGAGUGUGUCUGUACAUUGUAUGGGUGUAUCAUUGUGUCUCUGCAACUGUACGUGUGUCAAUGUUUGUGCCUUUGUGUGAUAUUGUGUUUGUAUCUGUGUAUACUAUGUUUGUCAGUGUCUAUCUUUAGGUGUCAGUGUUUUUAUCUAUGUAUCUGAAUGUGUGUAUCUCUGUAUCUGCAUGUGUGUCAGUAUUUCUGUCUUCACUGUGAGAAUCAGGGAGAGCCUGGGGCAGUGGAGAUUCAGCAGGGGCCUGGGGCAGAGGAGGAGCAGCUAGAGUCUGGGGCAGAGGAGAAGCAGGGGCCACCUGGGGUAGAGGAGAAGCAAGGGAAGCCUGAGGCAGCGAUAAAGGGGAGAUGGGGCAAAGAAAGAAUUGAAAUAACAGCAACUAUAUUAAUAACAAACAUUUUGCUAAUAUGAGGGGCACAUUUUAUGAAACUGGGAUGCCAAGGGGCUCACAAGUGAAAAAAGGUUGGAAACAAAUGCACUAGGGUAAUAUACAGUUCUUCGAAGAAAAGUACAGAUAUGCAACAGUAACUAAAAAUUACAUUUCAACAUUCUUGGUGAAAUACUGGGUGGUCUAGUGGGAGAUUCCAUGACCAAGCCCAAUUCCUUUUCCCUUACUCUUAAUCUGCUUCUCCUCCACUGAUAGUUACUCAAACUGGUAAGUUCCAGAUUUGAGAACAGAUGUUUUUCCCAGAAUAAACCUUUACAACAUUUUCUAAAUCCUGACUGCCUUUUUAUUUAACUCACUUGUAAUUCAGAGUCCUCAAACAUAAUUUGCCUAUAGUUUACCUUAUGCCGAAACUAUUGCAAUAACUGCGCGCUAUGGAAGGGUUAAUUGUAUUCUAGGGACUUUUUGAAAGACCUGUUUAACUAGUUCAGGUCUCAGAACAUCAAAGGGUUACAUAGGUACCCAAACAAAUAGUCAGUCAUUAAGGCUAGUGAACCAAGAGAAAUGUAAUGUAACUGGGAGGACCGGUUUAACUUUUCAAGUAGCUUUUUUGUGUUUUUUCCUCUUAUCUGUCUCUGCCAUUAAGCAGCUACACUCCUGCUAUUUUCUUAUUACACAGUUAAUGUGAAGUCGUUCUCUUUUAGGUGUGUCUAACUGGGGAGGCUAUGCCUUGGCUUGUGCAUUGUACCUCUUGAAUACCUGUGAAAUCCAUGAGCGCUAUCUUAGGAAGGCUGUCGGAUACCCCAAAUUUUCAAAGGGAGAUACCUGGGCAUCUGCUCUUCCAUCUGUUCACAAGGUAAAUGUCUUUCUCUAUAUGUGAGGGAUUUUUUUUCCAUUUGGUUUUAUGGUUGGUUUUACACUACAUAAAAAAAGCAAACUGGUUACAGUAUGGAGUGGGAGUAUCCGCUACCCUGAAAUGGCAUGUACAACACAGUAUAUUGGUGCAUACAGUGUCUGACUUCUGUCUAGCAACUGCAUACAUGUGCAGCUCAAGUGGUUUAAUUCUUUUUUUAAAAAGUUAAUAUUCUAAGCAAGCUAAUUGAAGGUGGGGUUAAGUAGUUAGGAGAGUGUGCAUGUUGCCUUCUGGAGCUCAACCAUGACCUACCCAAUUAUAAAAAUACAGGCAGUGUUGGAAAGCAGAGAAAGCAAUGUGCAUAUUGAUCUCCCUGCAUUGGGCUUUUUCCUCAUACUUCUAUCCACACUAACGCAAAUGGCAAGCAAUGCCGGUGGAUGUCUGCAUUGAGGAUGGGUGUGAGGAGAUAUAUACACAAGUAAGGAUAUAAAUAUACAUAGAUAGGAGAUUCUACCUAGAUCAGGAUAAUUUAUCACAGGAUAAUUUUUGUUCUGUGAAGUAAUUAUAAAGAGUGAGAGGGAUACAGACAAAAUGCUGAUAUAUUAAUUGAACAUCUACAAAUCUCAAAAGAAUGCCAUAGGGUCAGGAACACAAACAUGUCCCUAUAGUAUUAAAACCACCAUUGAGAUGGCCUGGCCCCUUAGAAAGGGUUAAACGUACCUUAUUUUCUGCUCUCCACAGGUGUGCAAGUGCUGGCCCUGUCCCGAUCCACUUCUUCGGAUGACAUCAUCAGGAUUGAUGAUUUCAGCCAAUCCAAUGCUUUCCUAUUGGAGGCGGGGCAGGACCAAAUACCACCUGGCCAAAUAGCAUUUCCUCAGAGAUGCAUUGAUUCAGUGCACCUCUAUGAGAUAAGUUCAGCGUCUCCAUGCAGAGCGUGGAGACGCUGAACGGCAGUGGUUCACACUGUGCAGCACUGCCCCAGGAAGUACCUCUAAUAGCCAUCUGAGGAGUGACCACUAGCGGUGUCCCUAGGCUUUACUGUAAACACUGACUUUUCUCUGAAAAUGCAGUGUUUACAUUAAAAAGUCUGCAGGGACGGACUAUACUCAUCAGAACAACUACAAUGAGCUGUAGUUGUUCUGGUGACCAUAGUGUCCCUUUUAACAUUUGGCUUGUUAAUAUUUAUGCUGUCUUUGUAACCUGCAUUGAUACCUAGCAGACACCAGGUAAGAAAUCAAACUUUCUAAAACUGUUAAACUAUUUACAAAAAGGGUGGACCCAGGCACUCCGUUCACUAUAACCACUACAGCUCACUAUAUUACAGUAAACAUAAAUCCAAAAAAAAAAAAAUCUGUCAAUAUACUUUUAAGUAAAAAUCCAUAUCAGUUUUUAUGUAAUUGAACUGUAGAUUUUGCUAUCUUUAGUGUACCUAUUAUCUUAAUUUUACAAAUGACAAAAGGCAACUAUUUUGCUUAAGUAUUUCUUUAUUGAACUACACAGCAGCACAACUUACCCAAGAUAGGUAACCAAUCAAAAACAAGAGAAGUUAAUAUAAGACCUGUGCUCGACACGCACCUUCUCUAGUUGCGGAUAAUGACAAAUUCCAAACAUUAACAAAACAUAACUGAAACAAAGGCACCAAAGCAACAAUGUAGAAAAUCCUGAAAGAUCCUGGAAUGCACUAGCCCAUCAGGAAGUCUUCAGCAUAGAACUUGAAUCUGAAGAUCAAACUGAUGCAAAAGAAAAUACUUAAGAGACAAGGGCAAGUUGCAGAAAACAUUAACAUAUUCUACUAUAUAAUUUACAAACAUGUCCGCAAUAAAACACUUUAAGAAUCAUAUCAACAGUCACAGUACAUAAAUACAUGCAAACCAUGCAAAGAAAUACAUCCAAAGAACAACUCAAUAAAAGAACAUUAGCGAGGAACAAUAUUUGCCUCCUUUUAUUACUAAAAUUAAAAUUGUAGUUGCAUUAAAACUAGCAUAACCUAUUUUAUUACAUGACAUUAAGCUUCAUAUUUUGCUUUUACGCUCAAAGAAAAUUGAACAAAGAAAUGUUGAGGGGAAGAAUGAAAAUAAAAUCAUCAGAAAGUGUCCUCUCAAGACUCUUCCGCAGAAGAUUGCAGAGAAAGCUUGAGAGGCAGCCAAACCAAACGGGCAUUGAAAAAACGGUCAAUGCCCACCAAGGACAAAAGCCAACAAACCCACCGAGCUAAGGUAGUAUUUGAGACAGUUUUUUGCAGUCUUACAUACGAGGUAAGAAGCUGGCCUGACUGAGAAGAACAUAGAGACGUAAUCUCAAUGUAAUGGGUAAGCAUGGAAACGAUGCAAAUUUUUGUGACGUCUCAAAAAUAAGGAUAGAAGACAGAAGAGGAAUCUGAUUUGGCUUUAGGAGAAAAGGUGUCAAAGUCACGAACAUCCAACACCUAAAAGAGAUGAGACACAGAAGAAGGGUAAAUUUUGACGAAAGUGGACAAAGCGAGAUAUUUGUAUUCUCAAGUCAAUUACGCAUAAAAACCAAGAACAAAGUCAACAUCUUGUAAAUGAGAAUAUUUGGAGAACAGAGGAAGAAGACAGUUUUUCCAUAGAAACCAGCAAACCCAGGGAUCCCUGAACUCGAACAUGAGCAGCAGAAAUGGCCAGUUCCAUCAGUUAUGGAGCUGUAGGUUCUAACCAACAAAAAUCCAUGUGACAAAAAGUUCAGAAUGGGAACAGGGGCUGUAAAGGGAUAGCUGUUCCUAUCUAGGCGCCAACUACACCAGGAAUUCCAUGCAAAAAGAUAACACUGUCUAAUGUCAGGUGCCCAUGAAUCCCAUAGGAGUUCCUUAGCCGCUUGCGAUAAUCUGCCGCCAUUCCAAGUUCCAUAGAAACAGCAGUCCAAACCACCAACUGCAGGUACUCCUAUGAGGGAGUAUGAGGGCUCCCCCGAAGAUUGGUGAGGAGAAGCAAGAACAAUUUUACCUGGCAGGUAAAAUCUAGAAGGUCCGGGAACCACACCUAGUAGUUCGAUCAACACCAUGAACACUCCCUACGAUGGACUUGGUGAAGCAACCUUGUGAUCCUAGCAAACCGUAUAAGCUCAUUAAACAGACUAUUAUGCUUAACCUCAUCUACUGUUACACACACCGGAUCCAGAAUUGCGUUACAAAAUAUAGUCUAAAUAGACAAGGCAACCUUUAGCCCGUAAACGUGCCACUGCCAGUUUUAGAAGGUUUGAGAAGCAAACUCUUCCAUUUCAGAAAAAAAUGCAGAAAACCUAGGCAGAGAUGAUCCACAGGUAAAUUUGCGUGCUACAAAUUGAGAUUCGUGAACCAAUUGCUUAGCCAAAGCAGGUAGAGGAUGAGAUGGUGGAUAUCUUUUAUCUUGAAGUGUUGUUACAUGAUGAAGGCAUUGAGACAAGGAGGUUUAUAACUGGGCGGAAGUCUCCUGUUUUCUUUUAUACCAGAAAAUGUUGCUGAAAAAUCCUCCUCCAUCUGGCGAGAAUUGCACUGCACCCUUUGCAAACAGGGAUUAAAAUCUCAUUUUAUGUGGGGGACUGUUGAGCUAUAGGGUUCACAUGAGGUCGCGGUGGACAGUCCUGUACAGGAGUGGAAUGGAACUCUGUGGCAUACCUAUGCAUCAUCUGCACAACUCAAGCAUCUGAAGAAAGAUCUCAUCACAUGUGGAGAAAUUGAGACAAUCUGCCUGCCUGAAACAGACGGAAAGAACAAGGAUGAGGGCUCAGCUAUAGAUAGUCUGAUACAGUUUUGCCGACAUCGCUCACUACUAUGGAAAUGGAGACAUUUCAGGUAGUGUUGCUCAGGGAGAAAGUAACAGGGUAGUAUCCUCCUGAACUGGCAGGCCUGAAGAAGCUGCCAGCCAGCCCUGUCAAAUACACCAGGGAAGGUGUAGGACUACAUACCUCGACAUGGAGGUCUGAGCCUUGUUAGUGUAGUAAAAAGAUCCACGUGUUUCUGCAGCUCCUUGAUAACCCGUUCUCUAAAUAAGAGUCCCUUUGUCUGUCUCGAAUCUUUUGAACUAAGGUCAGAGAGUUUGGAGUCAAUCCUAAGCAGGAUUUCUUUUCUUUGUUCCGUAGGAAGUGCUAAAUUGGCACAAACAAACAAAAGGAGCAAAGUCCUCAGUCCCGGAUACAGCCAAGAGUUUGUCUUAAGCAAGGUUCAGGCCAUUUUUAAUGUCUUUCCUUGUAUCUUAGCACAUCGUGGAUAGUAAAAUGGAUGCAGCCAAAUAGAAUUUUGGUCUCUGUGUGAUCUUGUGUCGCAAGCAGGGUCUUGGGCAUUUUACCUGCCAAAGUUGCGGACCUCGUGGGCAAGAGAUGUUUGGAGCCAAAAGUGUACAAACUGUGCAAGAUGAUCCAGAAGUGACCAUUCUGAAGAGAAGAUAGAAGAUACCUUGGGUCAAAUAGGGGCUCAAGUUAUCAUCUAUGAACGCUGUCUCAUCCCUGCAGAGGCGGUGGCUGGAGUUCUCUCUCAGAAGCGGAACAAAGGGCCUGCUAUUCAUCUCGCACUGAGAACGGUGGUGUAGAUAAGGAGUCAUUCUAUGAAAGACAAGCCUGCGUAUUGUUAGACUCCGGUUCUUCCAUUCUCCUGCAGUGAUAGGCCAGGGCCUUUUCCUUCUGGUUACAAAUUGCGGGAUAUUUGCCUUUCCAGUAGUGUUUAGCAGACCUGGCCUGUUCUCUUGCUGAAGUGUCUGCAGUGCUCAGUGUCCAGGUCCAUCCUGGACAAGGAGGCUUUUUUGGGUUGUUUUUUUUUUUUCACUGAAGCAGACACUGACACUUUAAUGCUUGCAGGUUCUGUUCUGAGCAGGUGAAUCUCCCAUUGUUGCGUAUAGUUUCGGCAAUAACCAAGUGUCCCAAUGUGAAGGAACAGCAGCUAGUAUGGAUAUAGCUAUGUGAAAACAGGACUGUAUAAAAUACAGUUACAGUGCUCACACAGAUGCUAUAGAAGACACGGUCAGCUGGGGCAUAUAAUCCAUACUCAAGGUAAUUGGAGUCUUAGUGAAGUAAAUAACACAGCCAGAGCAGGCCAACUUAAGUAAAACUGUAUAAAAAGACCAUACAAUUAAAAGGCAAUUGGGAACAGCCACAAGGUGUAGGCAAGUAAUUUGGGUUCACCCCACCCCUGUCAACAUAAGCCAAUCAGAGCAAGGCCAAUCAAUACACUGUAAUAUUAGAUGUGGGCUCACUCAAAUAAUGGAUAACUAGCAGUCUGCACAGUGUAGUAUAACAAGAUAAUAUGGGGGCACACCCAAAUAGUUUUAGAAAGUGGUGGUUCUCCCCAUGUACAGGGAAAAAACAAGGUAGGCCUUUGCCACAUGCCAGACAGGGCUUUUAUAAAUCCCACAAUCACUGUAUAAUAAAUCUACCCCAUUCUGCUUACAUUAGAAAAUUAAACGUCGUACCCGAACAGUGACUAGAACAAGGGUCCUGCAAUGGAGCGCAAUCAGGAAGGAGCCCAAGGCAGAAAAAAACAAAGCAAAGGCCCUGGAGUCCUGGUAGAGCAAAGGAUCCAAUGGAAGGAAGCGUGAUUGUUUCAGAAAUGAUCAGACAAAAGAACAAGCAGGGUAAUUCAGCAAACGGUACAAGAGGAAUGGGAAAAUAUGAGACAAAAAAAACAGUUUGAGAGAGAAUUUGAGGGGAGAAAAGAGAAUUCAGCAAAAAAAUGUUUACAAUGAAAGCAAUAAAAUCAUAAGCAACCAACAAGGAAUUGUAGGAAGCAUUGACACUCUGUUGUGUGACACUCUUGACAUGUGCUGUUGAGGAGCAGCAAAGAAAGAAAAGAUGCUUUUUAAGGUAUUUUAUUAACUUCUCUUGUUUUUGAUUGGUUACAUAUCUUGGGUAAGUUGUGCUGCUGUGAAGUUCAGUAAAGAGAGCCUUAAGCAAAAUAUCUGGCCUUCUGUCAUAUAGUAAAAUUGUAUGUAUGCAUUGCAUAAACCUAUUAAGGAACCUUAGUUACAGUUUCAAAAAGAGAUACAGUGAUCAUGCAUAUCAUCACUUUAACCUGUUGCAAUUACUUUUAUAAGCGGGUAAAUAAAAAUGAAUUUUUUUCAAAAAACUGUUUGAAUAGAAUGUGGUCACCAAAAGUGAUGUGAUUUCAAUCUGAAGUUGACGUCUGUAAAAACAAUCUGAAAUGGAUAAAACAGUAUUAAAUCAUCAUCUUUCACAUUAAAUGGACACUAAGCACCAAAACCACUGCAUCCUUAUAGUACAUACAUCCUGUUCCUGCAGUUCGAUUAAAUGUAAGUCUUGCCGUUUGUAAGGAAAGGCAUUGUAUACAUUUUUCAGCCAGUAUGCCUCUAGUAGCAGUCAGACUGCAACUAGAGCACAGGUGCCUAAAAGAUAAAUCCCAAGAUGUUGUAGUACUACAACUCACAUGAUGCUUUGCAUGCAUUUAGAAUGCUUUUAGAAUGACAAAGUGUCAUGGAAGUUGUAGUUUCAAACAUCUGUGGAUCUACCUUUUGGUCACCCCUGAUCUACAGGCUCUUCAUAGUGAAGACUUUCAGUAUUUGAAAUACAUGUUCCUGUUGUAUCGUCACACACAGGGUGAUCACACAGAAUGCUGUGAAUGCUUCUUACUAGAGAAGCAUUCAAUUGGCUCUUUAUUAUAGGAGCACUACCAUCACCAUAACUUCAACAGUGCACUGUGGUGGUAAUAGUACCCUGGCAGCUUCCUAUUUUUAGAAGAGCUUCACUUCUUACCUGGGGUCCGCCAGGUGCAGCUCCCUGCAUCUUCUACAGCUGAAUGAGAGCCGAAAUCGUACUUAUUUAAGCUUGGUGGUGGAGGGCUUAGCUCAUCAGCUGACACUCUCACCCACUGAGCUAGUCCUGCACUGCAUGGCUUCACUCAGGAGAUCUAUUAGAAGCAGCACAGUAGCUUCCUGCUCUCACUGAGCUGUAGCAGAUUUGGUGAACGGUGCCCGAUGGACCCCAAGGAAAAAGUAAAAUUGUUCUUCAUUGGUUUGAAAUCUUAAAGGAGCACUAUAGGUCAGGAACACAAACCUGUAUUCCUGACCCUUUAGGGUUAAAACCACCAUCUAGCCCCCCUUGCCUCCCUAAAUAUAGUAAAAUCUUACUGGUAUUCAAGUCUGGAGCUGCUUGCUUGUCCCGGUUUCCUUUUGACCUGCCCACUGCCUGCUGACAUCAGCAGAAGUGGUAGCCUGAUCCAAUCACAAUGCUUCUCCAUAAGAUUGGCUGAGACUGACAAAGAGGCAGAUCAGGGGCAGAGCCAGCAUGAUUCAAACACAACCCUGGCCAAUCAGCAUCUCCUCAUAGAGAUGAAUUGAAUCAAUGAAUCUCUAUGAGGAAAGUUCAGUGUCUGCAUGCAGAGGGAGGAGAUACUGAAUAUUUGGAUGCAUUUUAGGCAGCCAUGACCCAGGAAGGAUCUCUAACAGCUAUCUGAGGAGUGGCCAUUGAAGUUGGCACUAGGCUGUAAUGUAAACUGCAUUUUAUCUGAAAAGACAGUGUUUACAGCAAAAGGCCUGAAGGUAAUGAUUCUACUCACCAGAACAAAUUCAAUAAGCUGUAGUUGUUCUGGUGACUAUAGUGUCCCUUUAAAGUUCUGGCACUGUAACCACUACAGCACACAGUGGUGAUUAUGUUGCUUGAAGGGCUUUAACCCCUUAAGGACACAUGACAUGUCAUGAUUCCCUUUUAUUCCAGAAGUUUGGUCCUUAAGGGGUUAAUUAAAGAAUUAGUUUAACUUCUUCAUAUACUCUCAAAAGGGAGCCAAAUAAUCCUAAUCUUUAAACGCUAUACUCUAACAUUAUUAAUACAUUUAUUUGUUCUUAAUUUCAGUGCUCUUUAAAUAUAUCCUCCGAGAGCUAUAAUCACUACAGCAUGCCAUAGUAGUUGUGGUGUCCUAACUCCCCUUCCUUGUCAGUGUUUUUAGAACAAAAACAAAGAAGCCCAACCUUAACCCUAACUCCCCAUCCAACUACCGUCCUAUCUCGCUACCGCCUUUUGCAUCCAAGAUCCUUGAAAGAAUUGUGUAUGCAAGAUUGACAGACUUCCUCGAGUCCAACUCUCUGCUAGACCCGCUUCAGUCUGGUUUCCGCGCUAAGCACUCUGUGGAAACGGCACUGACCAAAGUAUCCAAUAAUCUACUCGCUGCAAAAUCUCGUGGUCACUACUCUAUCCUAAUUCUCCUUGACCUGUCUGCGGCUUUUGACACUGUUGAUCAUCAACAGCUUCUACUCAUCCUCCGCAAUAUCUGUCUACAAGAUAUUGCUCUCUCCUGGUGAUGCUCGCCUUCAAGACUUUUCGACGGCUGCACCGUUCCUGUGGAACUCUCUUCCCUCCUCCGCUAGAUGCUCACCCAGUCUCCACUCCUUCAAAAAAUCUUUUAAAAAAAAACACUUCUUCAUAAAAGCGUAUAAAUUGAACUGUUAAUAGCUCCUGACUGAUUCCUCUUCUGCAACUGUCACUAGUCUAAUACAAUCCUUACCAUUUGUGUCACUUUACCCCACUCCCUCUAGCAUGUAAGCUCAUUGAGCAGGGCCCUCAACCUAUCUGUUCCUGUGUGUACAACUUGUCUGGUUACAACUACAUGUCUGUUCGUCCACCCAUUGUAAAGUGCUGUGGAAUUUGAUGGCGCUGUAUAAAUAAUCUAAUAAUAAUUUGAUUUCCUACCUAGACACAGAUGCCCUCAGCAAAUGCAUGGAUUAGCUCAGUAGAGUUAACUGAAGCUCCUAAGCAGGAACUUUUCCCUCUCCUUGCUACAAAGCGGUGGUUGGGAAGCAGCACCUGGCAAACCUCACAUAAGAAGUCAAACUGUUCUAAAAUGGUUUGACUAUUUACACUCCUAACCCCAUAACCAUAACAGUAUGAUGUGUGGUUCUUGGGGUUUUCCUUGAAAGUGUCCUUGAUACAUUUGAACCAGGCUAACUUAUCUUCAUACCAAAAUUAACUGUGUGUAACCAAAAACGCUUUGAUAGAAUCUGCAUAGAUAAGAACUAAAAGUCAUGCAGGCCAAAGGUGACCUCAGAAUCAGGUAAUUUAAAUGGAUUCACAAGUCUGCAAAUAAGAUGUAUAACAGACCUUGAAAUACAAGCUCACUUAAAUGCCUCUAAAUUAAAAUACGUUUUUUGAAUCCAAGUCUUGUAAACUAUUGUAAAUGUGGACUAUUUGGCAUCAGUCCCCGAAUUCUUAAGUUACAGUCAAACUAAGCACGAGUCUGUUUCUUGCUCGAGAUGUUAAGACAUGCUUAAAAGUUAAAAACACAAUCAGACUUUUUACAGAAAGAUAAGUCCUGUGCUUCCUCCCAUCACUCCUGGGCGGCAGCAAUGACUACAGUACACAUCAGCCCCAAUAUAUAGGAAAAACCAAAGAAAAACAAGUUACCUGCGCUCUCUCCUUAAUCCCUAUGUAUAUUUAAACAAAUGGAGGUCAUUUAGUUACUCCAAAGGCGAUUGAAGGGAAUGCCCACCUGCCAACGUCAAGGCAGACCCCCUAAGUAGGUCCUACACUGACCCUUCACCUAGCUUCUUUGAGCUUCUGGCAAAGAUAUCUCUAAUGAGACAGAGAGGGGUAUUUUUUAUAUAUACCCCUAUAUAUUUAUUAACCCUUAAUAGGGAACACGUGGGAUGGGCGGCAGCAUCGUAACAAAGCUGUGUGAUAUAAAAAGUGAAUACAAAUACAGAAAGAUAAGUCCUGCGCUCACUCCCAUCACUCCUGGGCGGCAGCAACGACUACAGUAAUGGCCAUUGGAGUAACUAAAUGACCUCCAUUUGUUUAAAUAUACAUAGGGAUUAAGGAGAGAGCGCAGGUAACUUUUCUUCAACCGAUUGUCAUCAAACACAAGCAAUGGCUCAGUUUGAAUUAAACUUAAAUUGCAGUUGUUGGGGAAAUAGUUCAAGUUCAUGGAGUUAAAAGCAGUCAAUCCCCCCACCUUCCUCACAUGCAGUUUAACUCCAUUUUGGUGUUUUUCUAGUCCUUGGCUAAAGCAAGUGUCCCGUGUUCCAUUCCACUGUGACAAUGGCUACUGUCCCUAAGGAGGGAGGGAACUUAAAUACACUUUUGUUUCAAAUGGUACCUUAUGACAUCAAAGGCUUUCACUCUUUGAGAAAGGCAUUUCCCUCAUUUCCUUCCUGCAAUACUUUUACAAUUGUUGACAGUCCCUGUUGGUGUAGUUUAGGCGCUUGGCACUGCCAGUUUUUUAUCAUGUGCAAUCCCCAUACAUACUUUGCCUUGUCCUAACUGAAUCAAUAACACUCCAACAACAUGUCUAUAUCUCAUUUUUUUAAAUUAAAGUUUCAAAGUAACUCUGUAAAGUCCCACACUAAGACUUAUUUGUUCUAGUGCAGGUUUGCACCCUACAGAGAAGUGCUGUUCCUCUGCAUUUCUGCAGGGAUACUGUUCUUGAUAUGCCAUUACCCACUCUCUACAGCAGAGGUGCCCAAAAGGUAGAUCCUCAGAUGUUUUAAAACUACAGCUUCCAUUAUGCUUUGUCAUUCUCUAUGCAUGCUAAGCAUCAUUGGAUUUGUAGUUCUACAACAUCUAGUGAUCUACCUUUUGGGCAUACCUGCUCUACAGCAAACUUAAAUAAAUCAAACUUCAUGGCUAUAUUCUAGCAGUCCAGAAAGCUCCAAUUAUACUGUGGGUAUUUUUGGAGUCGGCAGUAGCAAUUUGGAAUUCUCUGUUUAAUAUAGAUCCUCUGAGUACGUGUGCUUACGAUAUUAUAUGGCAUUAUGCUGAUGGCAUUAGGGGUUUUCCCACAUAUGCCAUCAAUGUAUUUGACCAAUUCAGUUUAUUCAUGCCUAUCAAAUGGCGUAUGUGCUUUAGUUCUGGUAGGCAAGGGCAUGGAUACCAUAUAAUACCUAAAACGUUUGUUUCCCUCAAUAUUUCUGUAAAAGAUUGAAAAAUUUUAAUUUGAUAAAUUAAUAUAUUUUCUUAAGGUAUACCUAGACAGCAAGCAAUAAACAACAUUAUUAUUAUUAUUUCUUUCUUUCUCAUGCUUAUAUGUUAUCUAUGCUUCUAAUAUUUCAAAUAAAUAUUAUGUUUUUGAUAAACAAAAGUUAUUGUAACAUCUUCACUACCAAGUUUUUUCAUUUAACAUCUCAAAAUCUGCAAAAUGGCCUCGAUUUAUUUGAUAUUGCUGUCACAGUAUUUAGGCCACUCCAGUUGUGGACUACAUCUCACCCAUACAGCCAUAAUGCUGGCAAUGCAUCAGUGGAGAUGUAGUCCACGACAUCUGGGAUAAGAAAGCUUUAGACUGAUCCUUUGUUAAAAAUUAAGUAGCCAGGACUAUGCAUGAUUUUGCAAUCUAUUAUCAACUUACAAUGAAAAAAUGUUUAAAAGUCGGCAGUAAAACUACCUGUGGGGUUGUUAAUCGCGGUGUUAUGUGUUUUAUUAUUUAUUUAUUGUUUGGUUUUUUUAAUCAGGAGGAAAAGAUGCUGAACAUAUUGGUGAGUCAGGGCGUGCGCAGUGGUAAAACUGGAAAUCUUGGAAUGGAAGUCGAUGGACUCCUGUUUUAUAACACUCACUCAGAGAUGAUUGAAAAACUUCUAGGUGCCACUCUAUAACCUCUUCCCCAAGGCCUAAAUAAAUGUAUGCUCUCAUUUUUUAUAUGUAUGAAACCUCAUGGGUAGUGAAAUGUAGUUUAAAAUGGUAUAUCAUUGUGCAAUAUAUUAGUCUCCCUGUUUAUCUUCUAUCUUAUAGAGAGAGACAAAGAGGUAGCUGUGUGACACAGUGCUAAAUUUGGAAAAUAAGUAAGAACAUCCUGUUUUCAUUCUAAUAUUUUCCACUUUUAGAACUUUGCCCCAUAAUUGCUCAUUAUACGGUACCCCCAAUGAGUUUGUAAUCUAUCGUUAAUGGAAGUAUCACAAAAUGUCUUGCUUGUACCAAUCACCAACUCAUUUUAGGAUUUCUCUAUACGGAGUUUGCUUAAUUACUAAACAUUGCAACAACGAGCUGACAACUAACUUGGCCAGCAACUGCCAAGUGUGGAGGCAAGGAAUCUGACUUGGUUGCUUUGGAGGAUUGUCAGGUCAACAGGUCUCAUUGAUUAGAGCAGGAAUCUUAAAUGUUGAUGGCCUACAACUUCCAUAAUUACUUGAAUGCAGUAGAUGGCUAGAGAAUCAUGGGAGUUGUAGUUCGGCAACAUGUGGAGGGACAUAAUUUAAGAUGCCUGGUCUAGAGAUGAAAACACUAUUAGCUCUGAUUGUGACAAUUCAUUACAUAAAUGGCUAACUUUAUUUGCCAGUUUGGUUUAAAUCUAGUCAUUUUAGACAACUGGUGGCUAAUUUUGCAUGCACAUGCCCAAGCAUUGGCUGAGCAUCAUAGGAAAUGUAAUUUUAAAAUAGCUGCACUUCUUAUGUUAGUCGUCAUUAGUCUAGACACCUCUGCAAUUUCCUGUCUUCAUGUUCAAUAUUCCAGGCAAUAAAUAUAAACAUUAUUUAGUGUUUUCUCUCACACACACAAACGGCGCCUGCCAUGGGACCUGUCUUAACCACAAUUAUAAUAAGAACAAUAUUUUUCCUGUACAAAAAUUUUUAAAUAUAUAUAUAUUUCUAGAAUUAAUAAAUUAUGCAUUUCUAGCAUCAAAACAAAUGUAUAAUAAUGGCAAAAUAAAGACUAUUGAAAUUAACACCCUUAUAACAGAUUAAAUAGACAAUGUUUGAUUGUAAAGCAAUAUUUUGUUGCAUGUUUAUUAAUAAAAACUGUAGCACUGUGGGCUACAGUCAGGGCCGGACUGGGGAAAAAAAUUGGCCUGGGCAUUUUUUAAUCACAGCGGCUCAUUAAGAAGGGGGCGGGGAGAGAGGGUGUGUUUUGUCAUCACCAAUGACAAACACGCCCCCUCUCAAAGUGAGCAUGUUUGUUCAAUGCUCUUCCAUGCAUAGAGCUCUGCUGAAGAGCUCUAGCAUGAGAAAAAAUCCCUGUAUUUGUUCUGCACAGUGCAAGCAACUUUAAUAACAUGCUUGCACUGUGUUUCCUUGCAACUUGUCUCUGGUGUCUCUAUAAAUGUGAUACCAGGAGACAAAAGGGCCAGGAAAGAGUAUUGUGCAUGUGUUUGGAUCCUGCUUGUGGGAUUGCGUGUGUGUAGAGUGAGCAUAUCGUGGUGUGGUAUUGUGUAAUAAUGUCAGUUUUAGUCGUCUUGUGUUUGUGGUGUAAUGUAAUGCAUGUGUGGCUAGGGGAUGUUGUAGUGUGUGUGUGUGUGUGUGUGUGUGUGUGUGUGUAUAUAUAUAUAUAUAUAUAUAUAUGUGUGUGUUUGGAAGUAUUGUGUGUGGGGGCUUCUGUGUGUAUGUGUGAGGGGUGCAGUGUGUGUGUGUGAGGCAUUAUACCCCCCUCCAUUCUUACUUUAGCAUUGGAGGGGGGACAGUGCUGCCAUCCCUGGUAGUGCUCAUGGUGAGUGUACUCUAGCCUGUGGGGCUUGAGUUCACUAUCCAUGGCAACGCUCCAGAUUUCGCGAGAGGACCCCAGCGGAGCUGCAAGAUAGAGCUCUGCUGGGUCCUCUAUCCCUCCAUCCCCAGCCGCAUGUCUAUGCAAGUGGGCCGGUGAGGGAGAUCUUUGAUCUCCCCACCUGCCCGUCAUGGAAUACUGCAAGGCCGGCGCUUGGAUAGGGCAGGCCCUGCAUGGACCGGCCGGGGAGGUCCUGUGACCACCCCUGCCGGCCUCGGCCCAUGACCAACGCGGGCCACUGGGAAUUUGCCUGGUGUGUCCGAUGGCCAGUCCGGGCUUGGCUACAGUCACUAAAAUGGGAAUUGUAGAACAUUGUCAGGUGAAAAUUAACAUUUUGGGGCAAAUCUGAAUCAGGAAAUAAUCCAAUCUAGCAAUCAUUUUUAUUGUUUAGCUAUUUUGGGGGAAAUUUUCUACAAUACCCAGUUUAGUAAAUAAAAAACUGGGAUUAUUUGCAAAACACUGUACUAUAGGGAGUUAACAUUGAUCAGUAAAAAUUAUCCAACUCUUCUACUACUAUUACUAUUCUAGUCUGAAUUUUGCAAAUUGCUUUUCAGCGCUCUGAUAUUUACUGUUACCCCUCGUGUCAAUACAUCAAAAAUGUUUUCUGAAUAAUAAUGCAGUUUAUGUUUGUAUGUUUUUAUUUUACCAACUAGACUCUGUCCUGAUUUGUGGUCAGAUCUCUCUGAGAGGGGCAACUGGAAUUAUCCAAAGACCACAUUUAAAGAGACAUUGAUUGUGUGAUGUAGUUUAGUGCUGUCAAUACAGCAAUCGUGUGACCUAUGCCAGCUUGCUCUUGUUCUUUCUUUAAUUAAAAGUUCCAAAUUAGAGCAUCAAUAGUCAUGGCUGCAAAAAUUUAGCUUGUCAGCAUUCCAAGUAUGCAUAGUGGUGCUGGCAUAGUUCACCACUGCAGAAUGCACCAAUAGAUCAAAACACUAUCAAAUGCAAGCACAAACACUCAAUAUUUGGUCAUGUUCCACUAGUUAUAAAUUGGACAGUCUUGCUGGCUCUUGGAAUCCUAUAUGUGAUGUUCUCAUUUCAUGUGUUUUGAUCUUAGAAUGAAGUACUCUAAGAUUUAAAAACAAGUAAUCUCUGAAGAAAACACAUUCACAAUUUUUGCGUUAGAGGCAAGUGGCACAACACAAAAUAUAUUUUUCUUUGCAAUAACAAAAUGGUAAAUAUCUGCUUAAAGUAAAAUUGUUACAUGUUUUUCUGUAAAACACACAAGUUGAGUACAAAAAAACUCAGAGUUCUUUUUGACAGGGAUAUAGAUUUGGAUAUUAAUCCAUUCCAUUUCCUGUUGAUUCAAUAACAGAUACCUUGUGGUCACAGAGCACAGAUGUCAAAGAUGUCUCAUCCCUGCCAGUCACAUUCUUUGCUUUGCAAUUCUCUUCACUGUUUGUUUCCACACGCUUUAACUCAUAGGAUCGGUUUGUUACCUUUUGACAGCUUAAAAAUGCUAAGCAAGAUUCUUUAAACUUCAUGAAGUCUUUGUAAGUGUUCUCACUGGCGAAACAAUACAAUGCCGGGUCGGCCACACAGUUUAGGCUUGUGAGAAGCAGGGAGAAAUGGUAGACAUUAAAGAUCCUUGCAGCAAAUACACAGUCUUUCUCAAACAAGCUUCGAAUAACCACCAGUAUGUGAUAUGGACCAAAGCAGACCAUGAAUAUGAGAACAGUGCUAAGAACUAAAUGUUUGAUUUGAAUUUUUUUCUUUGUUUGUGUUCCUUGGCUCUCUCGAACCACUUUGAAAAUGUGACAGUAAGAAAAUAGCAGUAGGAAAAUGGGGAGAAGAAAUCCAGCAAAGAAUCGAUAGUAAUUGAUACUGUGUUCCCAUUCUUUCAUGGGAUAAUGUUCAAAGCACACAACGUGGCUAUCCGGAUCCUUACUGAAUUCUCCAUGGGUGAAGAAAAAGUAGCUGGUCAUUAUUUCCUUGAGCCAAAUUAUCGAACUAACCACAAGAGCAGCCUUCAUUGUCCUCAGUUGAAGGAACCUGAAAGGGUGGACCAGGGCAAGGUACCGGUCAAUGGAGAUACAACAAAGAAAUCCAAUGCUAAUGUAGAUGUUCUCAUAAAGGAGUACACCACAGAUCCUGCACAUGACUUCAUUGUAAGUCCAGUUGUCAUGCUGUAGAACAUACUGAAGCCAAAAUGGCAGAGAGAAAAUAUAAAGCAGGUCAGCCACUGUUAAAUUGCACAGAUAUAUGCCAAGCUCGUUCUUGGCCUUGACUUGUAAAUAGCCGUAGUACAAAGAGAAGCAGUUUGCUGGAAGACCAAUACUAAGUACAACAACGUACACCACCGGGAACAGAGUCUGGUGUAUAGUGUGGUCAAUUGUACAGUUUGUAAAGUUGCUGUCCACACUCUCCUCUGUGACAUUUGCCAUAUCACUGCACAAGAUUUACAUAGGACUUGGCUGCCAUCCGAUAUACAUCUCUUGUCCCCAGUUUGCUCCUGAGAUCUUUAAGGCGGCAUUAGAACCACUGGUAAAGAAAAAAAAAAAUUUUGGAAAAAAAAUUCAAACCUCAGUAUUGUAAAACCAAGCAGAUACAAUGUGCAAAUAGUUAUUAACACUACAAGUUAAUCCUCACUGAAAUAUAAUAAUUGUCAGAGAAUUCUGGAAAAUAGUCCAAAAAUUUUCAUUGGGACAAACAUGUACAAUCUACGUUUAAAGGAACACUCAAAGCACGUAAAGCUUGUUGAAAUACUUAAUUCAUGAAAGUGUGUGGUUUUUGUUUGUUUGUUUUUUAAAAAAAUCUUUUUACAUUUCCCUGGCUAUCAAUCCGACCACAGGUCCUGUUACUUUUUGGUCAUUUAGCUCUGUGGAACUAAACAAAAGAGACCAGCAAUUGCCUUGCAAAGAUUGAGAAGCUUGUGAUUGGGCUAAUGGUAAUAUUGCAAUAGAUUCACUUGCAACCAUUUUCCAUCAACAUAAAUCAUGUUUAAAGUCUAUGACUGAACAGAUGAGUGCAUUGGGAAGGGUCUAUGUUUUUUGGGGGUUUUUUUUUCAAACAGUACAUGCAGUAGAAAGGUCCAUUUGAUAUGAUAUGUAGAGAAGAUAGCUUGUUUUGGCUGUUCUCCAAUAGUAUUAUGGGAAUGUGGGACAGUAAAUAAGUAUACAGGUUUGUUGUCACUUGAUCCAGAAUUCAAGAGAAUUUGAUUAUGUUAUCUUAAUUUAUUUUGUCAUAAUAAAAAUUGAUGAAAGAAUGCCAUAAAGUUACAACAGUAAAACACUGCAACUGAGCUGUUAGAGACCAUAAUUAAGCAAUUAUUAGAAUAUACUUGAUAACAAAACUUUGCAAAGACACUGAUAGGAUUGGACCCAGAUAUAAUUAAAAUGUGAAUACUGAACCUCUUAGAGUUCACAUUAGUGGAAUGAAUUCAACAGCCAAGAAUUGUGGAGCAUUGACAGUGGCUUUGCAAAUUUCAUGAUAUUUGGUCUGCAAUUUGCAAGCUCCCUAAUUUUGCAAAGUUCUGGUUUAGUAAAUAAUCCCAGAAAUUUUACAAAUCCAUUGGAUUUACUAGUCGACUAGAUCUAUAUUUUUAAAGUUAAUUUUAUGGAUUUAAUCUCAACAUCUGUGCACAAUUUACAUUUAACACUCUAAGCAUAACAUUAAAAAAAAAAAAAAAAAGACUACAUAACUUACCAGCGGUCGAAGAGCAAACCAUUGUCCAUUUUUCAAACAAAUCAAUUCUUAAUGCGCUUAUGAAGACAAACUAGGCUCUGGGACCUAUGGAAAAUUAGAUUUUACAGUUGAUGAACUUAAAAAAAAAAAAAAAAAUACUUUUUUUCCCCACCAGUCACCACAGAGAUCUCACUGCAACAUAUAUUCCAUCGCCUGUCUUCGUGUUUCUGGUUAUUCAUUUUUUUUCCGCCUGUAAUUUGUAUAAAUGUUUCCUGCGCUUAUUAAUAGAGGCCUCCUCCCAUUUUACAAUAAAAUGACACACAUCCUCUGAACUAAACAAAGACAAGAGAUUUCCCCGUCUGACACAUAAGCAACAAAUCAAGAUGACUAAUAAAUCUUUAAAAUAAUUUAAUCAUAAAAUAAUCUAAUCAUAUUUGUCAACAUUCAUUUGAUAUCUACCAAUCAAGUUAUGAAAAUUAGUAUAUAGUGAGCAUAGGGAAGGAACAGCCUUUCUGCAUUGUUUAUAGGCAUUGGGUGAUGAUACCUUAAACACGAUAACUAAACUCAAUACUCUCCGAAAUGUGGCAAGACCCCCCUAUCUUUGUAGGCAUGUCCUUGGGCUUGUAUGCCAAUUGUGGCACUUAACAUAGCCAGAAACUCCCAGAAGUAAUUUAUUGAAUAGCUAUAGCAUGAAAAGAUAUGAAACCUAUCACCUAAAUUUAUAGCAGCCAUGUUCUAAGCUUACCAAUAAGUCCAUCCCUGUUUUUUUCAUUGCUAUGGAGGAGCCUCACAGUAAACGUGAGGAGGGGGUGAACUUAUAGCUGCAGUGAUUUUUAUUGCAGUUAUACGUAGCUGAGUCUCCUUGUACCAUAGCAUGUGCAAGGAAUAUAGGUUAUUAG